Messenger RNA from Cinara cedri, 52447 nucleotides. The record is from the annotation of a GenBank genome assembly. Lineage: Eukaryota; Metazoa; Arthropoda; Insecta; Hemiptera; Aphididae.
AUGUCGGUAUUUUUGUUCACAGAUAUGUGGCCGAAAUUAACAUUAUUUAUCGGACUCGUAGCGUUUCGAUUGCUGACGGCGUCCGGGAACCCCGACGCCAAAAGACUUUACGACGAUCUGCUGUCCAGUUACAACAAACUUGUCAGACCUGUGGUGAACACCAGCGAUGUUCUCCGGGUAUCCAUAAAACUCAAGUUGUCACAACUUAUCGAUGUGGUACGUAAAAAUAAACUUCUUGUAUCCCUUUUAUUUGUUUCAUAAAAUCUAUACAAUAGUGCAUUAUAAUAAGCAUAAGCGAUAGUUCAGAAAUGACAUGACAUGGAGGCUUAAGAGAAGAAACUGCCCAUUGGCAACACUCCGACUUGUACCAAUAAUAUUAUAAUGAUAACCAUAGGUGCUCUCAAAUUGUUGGGGCCAGCUACUUUUAUAGCGUUUUUCAUCUUACUAUACUACACUAAAUGCGGUCAAUAAUACCACACUCCCAUAAACGUGUUCAGAAUUCGAAGGGUAAGCUAAUAAAAAUAGCAGUUUUAUACCGUUAUUUCCGGCACAGGGCUACUUCGGCUUUAAACUCCCCUCCCCCUUUAAAAAAAAAGAUAGAUAAUGCAAAAUACCAAUUCAUUCAUAAAUCAUAUUGUUUACUAUCUAUGUACUUGUUUUACGAAAACAGUAUUAUACAUCUCAACAUACAGGUAACCACGAAAAAAUAACUCGCAAUCUAUUUAUAAUAAAUUAUUUCAUGAAUAAAAAUUAAAAAAACUUUAUGUUAUCCCUAAUACCUCGCACUCGAGACAAUGGUAAGUACUAGCAUAGUAGAUAAUUAUAACGGUUAUAGUUAUAGUUAUAGUUAUAGUUUGAUAAUAGUUGAUCACAAUUAUAAAAUUAAAUCACUGAUCAAAAAGGCGCUAAAAUAAUACUUACUUAUUAAAUAUAAUUUACUACGUCACACCGUCAAUAUAUAUGGGUUUUUACUCCAGUAUAUAUAUAUAUACGAUUGUACUGCAUCAAUGUAUAGAAUUUGCGUAAUCUACUAUACUGGUGAUGGUAAGCGAUAGUAUAGACAUCGUACACGAGUGCAAUCAGAUGGAAAACGUUAUUAUUCUUCUUAUCUCAUACGGGUAGUAUAGGGUCAGCUACUUUUAUUAUUUAAGCUCUUAAUAUUCCUUAUAAAAAUAAAACCUUGCAAUUUUUUUUUUAGUCCACCCCUAUUAUGUUUCCGUCCACAUUUUUAUAUCUCGCCGGUCUUCUUUCUCAUCCUUUUUCAACACGUCCUUAAUAUACUCUCUCUCCGCAUUUAUCCUUCCGUGCAUUUCAUUACUACUCCUAGACUAACAUUCCUGUCGCAUAGUAUUGUCCAAUCAGGUAAAGCCAUUCAAAUCGGUUUAGGUCCUUAAUUACAACGGUUACGUGAAAUUUUCCUCCUGGGUGAACGCACGUAUGAGAUAAUAUUAAAUUGUUUUUAAACCCAUUACAACAAUUUUUUUUUGUUAAGUAAAUCAAAUCACUUUAUUCUAUUUAUAGGUUCGUUAUUAUAUUAUUAAAGUAAUAAAAAGCAUUUUUUGUUGUUCUUUUCUUUUCUUUGCUUUGUUGUUGAUUAAGAUUGCUUUUUUAUGAAAAUAAUGUAUCGUCCAACCUUUAAUAUAAUAUUAUAAUAUUGACAUAUUUUCACCUCAAAAUUAAAAUAUACAUUAUACGGUGAAAAAUAACAAAAAAUGAACGAUGAAAAAAUGUAUUAUAUAUAUAUAUAUAUUUACCUUUUCGUUUUUGUUAUGAAACUUCGGUAAACAAACUGUUCAUUCUGUUCGCGUAUACAAUUAAAAUGACACAAAGAUAUUAAUCACCAGUAAAAAAAUUAAUUCUAUAUAUAUAUGUAUAAACAGAGAAAAAUUAUUAUUAAAUAAUAAACGAUAUUGUUUAAUGUAAUUUUUGAAUAUCAUAAUAGGUAUAUAAUGGGUAAAAAUAAUUAACACAUCGUUUAAACAACAAUUAAUAUUUUAAAUGACAACCUUACUGAAAAUCAUAUAAAAUUUAAAAAAUGCACGAGUACCUAUAAUAAUGUUAUCAAUAUUUCACAAAUUCAAUAAAAACUGUAAUGAGAAAUAAACAUGUUGUAAACACGAAAAUAUAAAGUUCGCAUAUUAUGAGUAUUUAUGUCGUACAAAACUGGAUUAAGUACUGUUUAUAAUUUAUAUGUACAACAUGCAUGGGUAGUGGGUAUUAUAAAAUGGAUUUAAAAAGUCAAAAGUUAUAAGAAGAAACUUCUGUUUUAUAACAUGAAAAUAUCUGUUUUACAUUGGCAAAACGAACGCAAAUAUAAUUCAUAAGACUAUUUUGCUUAAAAUAGUUCGUUUCUCGCUCCUCUAUCAGCAUACACAAUUAUGAACUCCGAGACGUGGUGGAUUCAGGAUUUAAUUUUUUGUAGAAGUCAUAGUCACAAAUUCAGUGAUCAUUUUGGAGGAUUUAUUUCCUUAUUCACAAUAAUUUAAACUUUGGUUAUAGUCUUUAUGUUGUUGUUGAAAACCUUCGAGCUUGUAAAUCAUUUCGAUCAAAUCUCCCUACCCCAAACUAAUUUUAUUUUUAGGCUCUGUAUUGAUUAUUGCAAUGACAAUUUUUAAAUUUUUUCGCCUCUGUGAUCAUUAAAUUGUUUGUCGUACAAACUAAUUAGUUUUUGUAAUUUUAAAUCAUUACGAAACGAUUGUGUCAUUCGAACUACAAUACCUGAUUUGGUAUUUUCAACGAAAUGCGUGUACCUAGUAAUAACUAAAUACAUUUAGAUAUCAACUGCAGACCCAACGAUACGAUCGUGUCUGACGCCCUUGUCCCACGACAUACCGCUAUCAGACGUUAACAAUGUGACGGGCGCCUUAAAAUUAGCACAAAAACAACUAGGUCCUAUUAUAUAGCAGUACUUGCACUCGGGCGUUUUCGGAUUUAAUUUCGGACGCACGGCCGUAUAAUGCAUUUCUAGACGUAAUAUUAUAAUCUCCCACCGGCGUCGACUGCGGGGUCCAAAGACCAAAAGGUAUUAUCCGAGGACUAGACGAUUGUCGAUUUCACCGCGGGAAAUUAUCGGUCGUGGCAACAGUACAGGUACCUACCCGAGACCGCGUAUUCCACAAAAACACUUAUCUCAAGCGCAAACGUUAAAUUCCGUUUAAAUUAAACCGACUCGCUUAUUAUUGUUAUCGUCGUACAGUGAAGUGCACAAAGAUGGGACGUCACGGGUUAUAUCCCUUCCUUCUAUUGCUUUAAGAAUAUUUUUGAAACCUUUUGACUCCAGUGAUUUUAUCUAAAAAUUAUAUAUUUCUGUGAGCUGAAAAGCAUAGUUAAUGAAUUCAAAUUGACAUUUUUGAAUCCGUUUUUUAAAUUCUUAUCGUUACGGUUUAGGUAUAACAGGCUGUGAUUCUACGAUUAUCACUCACACACAUCCACUCUGUUUUUGACGCCUUCCUUUCAACACCAUUAUCGUUGCAUAGUGGAUACCAAUGUAUAAAAAAAACCGCCGAGAUAUUUGAUAGAAUAAUAUAAUAUCCGAAAUAACUGUUUAAACUAUUCAUGCAUUAUGGUGUGUUUUAAGUGUAAGUGAAUUAUGUCGACCGAAACAUAAUAUAAAAUUUUAAGCGACGCUAUAAUAGUAUAGUGAUUUAAAGUUGUUAACAAAACAUAACAUAAUACAGAGGCGCGUCUAAGAAUUUUUAAUGGGAGUGUAGGUAAUAAAUAAUAAUUAUGAAUAAAUCAUAGAAACUUCUAUAAGUACCUAACCAGACUGUGGGAAUUUAAAUGACGAUUCCAAAAAAGCCAAUUUGUAAUUUCCAUUCAACGAAUCAAAGAUUUCCUUGUAACUUGGCUGAAAAAAAAAUUAGAUAACUAAAUAAUAAUUGUAUUUUUAAGCCGAUUGUGAACGGAGAUGUAACUACUGACAACCACUCCCUACGCAUGCCAUCGAUAUAGGUAUUAUAAUUAUUUACACCAAUCAUAACGCAUAUUUAUGGUUAUUGAUAAUUCACUUUAUACGUACAAUAUAUUUAUACGAUUAUUAAUACAAAUAUUGAUAAACCGAAAAUAAAUUAAAAAAUACAAAUUUAUAAUCCGUGAAUAAAAAAAAAAAAAUUAAAUUAAAAAAAAGAAUUGUAAUACUUUUAAUAACAUUAUACCGGAGAGUGGCUGUUAUACGGUAAUCAUUUAAUCCUCGGGAACGCUCGGCGAGCAGUGUUUACCUUAUCAGAAAAUUAUUUUAUACAGUCGAGUGGAUAUCUCCCACCUACCUACCUACCUACUUAUAAUUUUAUGUUGAGUUUCUCGAGAUAAUAAACCGCGUUCCAGCGUCCAUGUGAUAAAACAAAAAGUGUAAUUAUUGUAAAAAAAAGUUAUACGAACUUAAUUUUUCCGUUUGAUAUUAUCAAAAUUCGCAGACUAUUUUUUUUUUUUUUUUUUUUUUAAAUACGAAAAAAUAAUAAUACGAUUUUUAUUACUCUCCGUGUUAUUCGACGAAUAGUCCCAAAUGGUUACGAACCUUAUACGGCUACAAAAUAGAAAAUAUUUCAAGUUUUCAAUUUCCAUAUGCGUGAUAUACUUUAUAUAGUUUCCGCCGCAGAUAUAUAAUAAAAGAGGUUUUCAUUACAUCGAACCAUCACAUAAAAAAAAAAUAUAUACGUCGAGCGUAUAGUACAUUUUACGAGCUCUUUUUAAACGGAAAAAACGUUGCCACCUACUAAAAAAAAAAAAAACGGAACAGAACAGAAUAGAUUUUUUUUUACGUAUUUUUUAUCUGGUAAAAACCCAUAUACAUAUAGUGGAUAGAAUACGAAACUAUCCAUCCUCUCCGCUACUUACCCUCCGUCGCCGACGCCUAAACCCGAUCAAAUUCGACUAUUUCUUUUCAGUGUCCAGCCUCGUCCGUAGCAGCAGUCUCGGUCUGUUAUUUAUUGAUCGGCGUUGAAAAGCUGAGCUUGCAUACCCAUUAUCAUCGCUAGCGGACCGUCCGCCUUUCGAAUCCUUCAAAAUGAGUGUCCUGUAUCAUAUUAUAUAUAAAAUGUGUCGAGCCUUUAAAUAAUUCAGAAACGCGCCCGCAAAUAUCGCGUAAAUGCGGAACAAUGAAACCUUAUUAUAUUAUUAUCUGUCUUAUUGUCUGAUUUUCUGAAGUAGAACGAUAAAUAACGGCUCAUCGCAAAAGUUUAACGCCGUUAAUCGUCAUUGAUCGUUAACAUUUUUUUCUUUGGACGAUUUGGAUGAUAUUUUUUCACAAAAAAUAGAUACCCGUCCAAGGUUUAACUUGAACUCAAUAAUUACAAUUAAUUUAAAUACCUUGACAUCGCACACAAAUGGCAAAUUCCAUACGAUUGUUGAGAAAUUUUCCCCCAAAAUAGAACUCAAUUUUACUGUAUAUUGUAUCUGUUAUAUUUGAUCUUUUUGAAAAAGGACUCAACUAGAGUUUGUAUAGUUUUCAGUACAAGAAAAGUAAAUUUCAAAAAGAUAUGGAUAUACUUCUCAUAAUUGGUGGAACACUGUUGUAGGUGAGAAGUUGGACAGGUCAAGGGAAAAUUCAAUGUAUAUAUACGCAACGAUUAACCAUUGUUAAUGAAAAAUCGAUUAUGGGUGGAGUUCGGUUAUUAGUAUUGCCUUGUAAUAUUUUUUAAAUUAGGCCGAACAUUUACGAACUUUUUACUUUGGACACCCGAAUAGUCUCCCCAAAUAAAGCUAGAGGGAUGAAAUGUUGUAUAUGCAUCCAGUUAGUAUCAUGAAUGCGGCUUUUUUGGCAUUUUGAGGUCACAACUUUCAAUCCACGCCUCUUCAAUUUGUACGCAUAAACUUUAAUUAUUUAUUUGGAUAUAAUACAGUUGAAGUACUUAUCGAAUAGUAUUCUAAUUUUUAGAUAUUAUUCGAUUAUUUAUUCUUUAACAUAGAAUAAUUCCAUAAUACAAAACUUAGGAGACAUUAGUAGAGCAGAUUUGUUGAACGUGACUGUAAUUCAGGUCCUUGAACAUUUUUUCGGUUAAUAAAUAUACUCCAAAACACCAUGAGUAUAAACGAUGUGAAUUUUCUACCCGUCCGUACUGUCUAUUUGAAAAAUUGUUUUACGAUUCCGAACGUUUUCCAUUUUCUGGUCAUUUUUAAAUCCGGACCCUUUAUUAUUCAAUUAUAAACUUUCUUUUUCUUCUCGUCGUAAUUAUUUUGUGCCAUAAAAUAUAAUCAACAUUUUUUGAAGCACAUUUUGUAAUAAUAAUAUUAUUAUUGUUAUUAAUUAAAAUAACCAAUGUAUUUAUCAGUAUCUAUAAUAAAUUUCUAUCGGUCUAGGACAAGAUAUCAAAUAUUAAAAUAUUGUAUUUUCUUAACGCAGUACGAAAGAUACCUCGUCCCUGAAAUACCUAUUAUGUUAUUAUAAUAAUACUAAUACCUAUACAAAAUGCAAUAUUAUAAUGUUUUGUAUAAUCCAAAAAAACCGUGUUAUAAAUGUGCAUAAAGGUUGAGUUACUUCGAUAACAGUAGGCAUAGUGGGGGUGGGGGAAAGCGCAGAAGAAAGGAGUCAUUCUCCUUAUUUAAAGUAAAAUAAUCAGUUGCCUUUAAGUAUUCGAAAAUGAAAUUUUGAUAACAUUUUAAAAUCUAGUUUUAGUUUUAUUAAAAGUUAACUCUUAAGUAACUAUCAGGCUACUCGUAAUUAGACAUCGUUUAUCUUUAUUUUUACUGAAAAGUUAUGUUUGUAGCAUAACAUUAGAGGAGAGGGGGAUAUUGUCUAUUUUUAAACCAUCUUAGUAUGGCAUUAGUAUAAGGAAAUGAGUGUGAGAGAAAUUUUUUUUGAAAAUCUUGUCCUCAUUCUUGAUGUGUUUCUUGAAUAUUUGGUUAAGUGAAGUUAGUUCUCGGGAAUGCACCUCAAUUUUCGGUAAAUUUGAUCCUCCUUCGAAGUUCCCCCCCCCCUUUAACUGCUGCCUGAAAUAUAAUAAUAUAAUACUAUUUAGUAAUAUUGCAAUGUUAUUAUUGUUAUUUGAUUUAUUGAACAUCUACCUAUAGCCCGCAGAACCAAAUAAUUGUUACGACGUAAUAUAUUAUUGGUCAUAACGUACCGCAAACUAAAACUUAUAAUAGAAUUAUUACUUUUUGGUAGGUAGUUUUGCACGACCACCGUUCGAAACAUUCUACGAGUAACAACCGAAAUAAUAUUACCUACUCUUAUAAUUAAUAAAUAAGACUAUACCUGUUUACACGAUAAUAAUAUUUUGUAGACCGGAUUGUAAUCAAUAAUCAUUAUUAUGUUAUUUCAAAUACAAGUAAGAUGAUAGAAUUAAAAGAAAAAAAAAAAUGAUUUAUCUAUGCAAAACUUUCUAGAAACGUACAUUGUAGAUUCUGAGUGUAGAGAAGAAUGCAUAUGAUUUAAUUUUUAAUUUUUUUUUUUAUACUGUGUACAAAAAUUCUACCAGAGAUCUUACUUCAAACUAUAAAUACUACAAAUAUAGUACAUUUUCUAAAAGAAAAAUUUUCCUGGGGUGGUAUUUCAAGUCUUUUUUUUUGAUUUUCCAAGUAGUUUUCUCAAAAAAUGGGAAAAAAAAACAGGAAAACAUAUAAAAUGUAUUAAUAAAAUAAUAUGGUUUUUUUUUUCUUGUCACAACUUUCUACCAGAAAUUUUGCUUCGAUUUACAAUGAUAGCAAUUUUUAUAAAUAGAAAUACGAUUGAGUAGGUACAUUAAAGGGAUCGUUUUAUAACUUUCCCAGAAGUUUUCCAAUAAAUGAGAAAACUGAGAAAAAAACACGAAAAAAAUAGGAAAAUUAUCAGAAUGUUAAACAAAAAUCGCAAAAGAUAAUAUAUGCCCGGAGAAAAAAUUCCCGAAACAUUUUACUAUGGUUAUCUCAUCUGAAUCAGCCGGAUUCGAAUGAUCUCUGACUUUUUGGUUAUUUUGAUAAAUAAGAAAAAAUAUGCUUUUUACCCCAUUUCUUGCAUUGUAUUAUGCAUAUAUAACUAUUUGACCACAAUUUGAUGUGUCAUAUAUAUAACACUAAUAACCGAACUCCUUUCAGAAUUGGUUUUUCUUUAGCAUUUCGGUAAAUCUUUGCAUAUAGGUAUAUAUUAAAUUUUCUCUCUACUAUCCCAACUUCUCAACUUUUUAACAGCGGCCCAUCCUCCUGUGAAUCAUAUCCGUCUUUUUAAAUGUUACAGUGUCCAAUAUCCUAGAUAAUUAAUUUUUAUGUUUGGGCAGGGAGAGAGUAGUGGAACAUUAUGUUCAAACACCACUAUAUGAUAAACAAUUCAAUUUCAUAUUUUAUUGUUAUGAAGUACACAAAAUAAAUUCUAUUCAUUUUAUACAAUAAUGCGCGUUACUACUUUAACGAAUUUGCAAUUAUGUUACCUAUGUACAUUAUUAAAUCAUAACUGUUACAGGAUCUUUAAUAUAAUAAUAUAUACGAGUAUAAUAUGACGUGUAGGAACGAUUUCUAAGAAAUUUCGAAACAAUAAACAAGAUCUAAAAAGUUAUUUACCUCUACAGUUAUAAUAAAAUGAUACGUUUGUUAUAUUAUAAUAUGAAAGAGUGCACACGUCAUAAAAUGGUAUUUGUUCAGAAUAUCAGAAUAUUAAAUUAUUUAUGUACAUUUUACGGUUUUUUUUUUUUUUUUUGUUGCAAUGGUGGGAAGAACAAUAUAAGUCCGAUUGUUAUGGGAGCUAUAGAUAAAAUGAAAUUGUCUAAAUUCAAAUUUUAUGUACAAAAGUCUAAACUCUUUUUUCUUUUCCUGGACAAUUUUAAAAGGUGGACUCAUCUGAUUUUUUCAAGAUAUCAAGUGCUUUGCUAAACAUAUUUCAGUAUUUUUAAUUAAUUUUCAAUAGACAACAAUACUCGAUAACAUGUAAUUAUAUAGUAUCACACAUAGGGAUAGAGAAAAAUAAAAUGAUUACAUUUUUUUAUUUUUAUUUAUAUAUUUAAUUGCACAUUUAAUGUUCAAUUUAAGAAUUUCCACUCUGAACAACUCGUAGAUACGAUUAUGAUUACAUUAUAAUAUUAGAUCUCAAAAUAACGUAUACUGAACAUUUCCAAGACACGAGUUUUGUUUCAAUGAAAUGUUUAAUUUUUAAGUUUUUAUGAUUUGAAUUUGAAUAUUAUAAAGUUAAUCGUAUUUUCCUCCAGUCUUUUUUUUAAUGAUAAAAUUAAAAAAAAAAAAAAAAAACCAAACCAUAAACUGAUGUUUUCAUAAGGUCCUAACUCCCCUAAUAACAAUGGGAGUUCUGCAGUAUUACAACGAAAUUUGCAAAAUAAUGCGUACGGUGUAAUACAAUUUACGAAAAUGGAAAACGUUCAUUAUUGCGCAUAUAAAAUACGUGUGCACAUAAAAACGUAGACAUAGUGAAAACCAUCAUUAAAAGUUUUAAUUAUAAAGUGAAAAGUAUCUUCAUUUCAUAGAGAUAUAAUAUGUAUUUGAGGUUUAAGUUUUAAUACAGUUUAUUUUGGCGAUUCGGGUUUAAUGUCGUGAGGGCUAGGUAGCGGGGCAAAAAAAUAAUCAAACGCAGUAUUUAACAGCGUUUCGUUAAAAUUGACCGGUAAAAAUAAUAUAAAUCGAUAAUUUUUUUUUUUUUUAUAUUUUAUCAAACUAGACAUUAUUUUAAGGAACCAUUAAUGUCCAACGUAAUCUUGUGAGAUUUUCCACGAGAUUUGCACUAUUAUUACUUUUUAAUAAUAAUUGAGUCAGUAAUAGUAGAUGGAAGAUUGGCAAGGUAUCUUAUAGCAGGAUCUAAUAUAGGAUUAAUGUUUUUAUAUUUCUAUGCAACGUUAUCGAAAAACAUUUCUGAGAGAAAUAAAAUACGUUUUAUUAACUAUACAUAAUAAAUUCCAAUUGUCCGUAUUUUUAGCAUCAAAUUUAUUGAAUCUGAGUGGAGCGAAGAAUGAAUUAGUUUUACAAUAAUAUUUAAAAAAAUUUUUUUUUUUUUUUUCGUGAACAACUUUUACCAGAAAUUUUAAUCCGAUUUUAAUAGUAAUUAUUUCUGAUAGAAAAUUUAACUAGCGUGAUACUCUAGGGAGUUCGUUUUUGAUUUUCCAAUGGUUUUCAUAAUAAAUGGGAAAAAUCGGGAAAAACGUACGGAGAACGAGAAAAUGUAUGAUGUGUAUUAUUUUAAAAUAGUAAAUCUUGAUAUUAUGGCCUUCCAAAACAUGUAUAACCCAACUCUACUUUGCUUUAUUGAUUUUCUGUCUUUCAACAUAAAAUCUUGCUUCAAUCGUCAUCAUCGAGAAUAAAUUGUGGUUACGAAAUGAUGUGAUGAAAGGAUCGAUGUGGUUAUUUUCUAGUGAUUUUCAUAAUAAUUAGAGACAACAAAAAUAUGUUGAAUUAUUUUGUGUAUAGAUAUUUUUUUUUCAUAUUUGAGUUUAAUUCGAGUUUAUUACAUUUUUAUUUGGUUUUAUGUGAAUUAUUAUUUUAUCAGCGUUUUAUGUUCGAAUUUAAGUGAUAAAUCAAUUCGUUAAAAACACAAACAAUAAGUAGAAUCAUUUAUAAAAUUAAUCAAAUUUUCAAUAAAAAUUAAUCGAAAAACGGUUAGCUGAUGUCCGCUCAGAAUCGUUUUCUGGUCAUAAUGGUUUAUUGUUGCCCACAUAUAUAAUAAAUUAAAUAACCCUAUAUAACAAUUUACCUUCCUGAACUUCAAUUUACAGCGAAAAAGUAGCCAACUUCAGAGGAAUAUCAUGUACGAGAAACAUAGUGAUAAUGUACACCAUCAGUAAUGGACUCGAGGUCGGUUAAAGCCCAGGGUUCAAAUUUGAAAAUGAUUCCUCUGUAUUAAAAUUAUAAGUAAAUUUGUGUAUUGUAAACAUUUUUUAUUAAAAAAUUACACAAAUCAAUGGUGACACAAUUAAAUCCGCAGGGCAUGUGUCCAUUGCCACCCUCUCCACCACUCUUAAUCCGGCCUUGAAUGAAGCGACUUCUUUUAUAAUUUAUGCGAAUCCGAAUAUCGGCGCCCGAUUUCCGUAGAACGUUUCUUGGUAUAUAAUAUUCGCAUUGUGUCCAGGUUUACACAUAUUUUACCCCGUGUAAGUUCCAAAACUUUGUUACACACGUUAGGAGUUAUAAACGGCUUUUUACGACUUUCCGGGACAUUGAUUAUUUUUCAAAACUCGAUUUUAGUAUUUUGUAAUAUUUUUUUCGUAUAGUUCACGAGAGAUAUUUACCAAUAAAUAGUUCGCUUUCACGAGUUGUUUUUUUGUUUUUUUUUUUUGUUUUUGUUCGGUAUUCUAUACGACCGCGAUAAAUUCUACUGUUUUUUUUUUUAUUUCUUUUUUUGUGAACGUAACACUCGUUUAAACUUCUUCAGUGCAUAAUAGUGGGUACCUAUAAAAACUUUGUGAAACACAGAAAAAAAAAAUAUAAACGAUAAAAUAUUUUAAUUCCGAUCCAGGACAGAGUAAUUAAGAAAAAAAAAACCUAAAUAGAGAAUACAAAAUAACAUACCAAAAUAACAAUAAUAAUAUCGUGCUGUGCGUUUAAAACUACGCCGGUCCUGAGUUCACUUUUUAAAAUGUUUUUAUUAUUACUACAUUUUUUAUUCAAGCACGGACACUGGUGGACACUGCAGUGCAUUAUUUCUAUUCAAUACUCCACCACUAUUGUUUGGUAUUAUUAUUAUUAUUAUUAGAUUCUGACCGGAGCGAGCAAUGUGUUUUUUUUUUUUUAAUUCCAAAUACUAUUUUAAUGCUUCCAUUAGUAUAUAUAUACAUGCGUGUGGCAAAAAAAAAAAAAAUGUGCAUACAUCAUAAUAUUGUACGGUUACGAUCGCUAACAAAAAUAAUUAUUGGUCGAAUCAUCAAGGUUUAUUUUAGUCGUUUUUUUUUUAGAUUCCGUAAAACACGGAAUAUAAUGGUCUUGUUCUAAAUUUGUUUUUGUGCUAUAAACAACUUUUAUAUCGAAAUUCUAGAACCAGUCGAAACCUUCAUAAGCAAUUUCUUAUUGCAUUUUUCCUCUAUUAUCAAGGAGGUCGUUUUUGUCGAAUUUCCCACGAAAAUAGAAACUAUUGCGGUGUAUUUUGUCUGCUAUGUAUAUAUACACUAAUUUCUAAGUUUGAAGUCUUUUGGUUGAUAGGACGUCACUAAAAUAAUGUAUAUAAUUAUAUCUUUUCUCCAGUACAUUUGGACUCUCUUAGCAGAUCCUUCUAGACCAAAACAGGUCAAAAAUGAAAAUUAUAGUUUUUUUUUUUUUUUUUUUUAAAAUGGAUUGAAGUGAUGCGGGAAGAGGGGAGGGGGUUAACUUUGUGCAUCCCCAUGCAGCCCUCCUGAAUGAAGCCAGAGGAUAACAUUUUGUAAAUAUAUGCGUUAAGUAUUAAUGAUGUGUAUUUUAGUGGUUUCAACUUUCAACCUACUCCCCAACCAUUUUUAUACUCAGAUUUCAUGUUUUCAGAGGAAAUACCGGGUUUUCAAUUUUCAUCGUACAUAUUCGUGAAAUAUUUUAACGGUAACAAGUCAGUUGAAGGCAAUUUAACUCUGCUGACAAAAAUCGGCUACUGCUUUUUUUUUUUUUUUUAAUUUCGUUGAUGUGGUUUUUAAUAAAUGGGAAAAUCUGGUCUUGUAUUAUAUAAUUUGUAUUAUUUUUGAAUUUCCAAGAUAACAAAGGAAAAAAUACGACUAAUUAUACCCUGCUCAGAAUCGUUUUUCAUUAGUAACGGUUGAUAGUUGCACAUAAUAACAAAUUGAAUUACUCUAUAUGUCCCCCCUUUGAAAUUCCCUCCUUAAAUAGUAGCAUAUCCAUCAGCCAUAUCAGACUUUUAUAUCUCUUUUUAUCGCAUUUGUAAAUAAAAUGUAUAAGUAUAUAAAUAUUAAGUACAUAUAUAUAUUUUAAACAUAUUCAACACAAGACAACUUUUCGUAUUAAACUUUAUUCCUCUAAGGGUAAUUAGUUUUUCGAAAUCGUCCGAUAAUUUGAAUCCACUAUGUAAGACAAUGGAUUAUUCAAACAACCGGCUGGAUAUAAGUAUACUCCUGCAUUUUACGAGCUCCCUGGCAUUCGUGACGGCCUCUGUACACGUGAUUUACGAGUGUAAAAGGAAAUACAAUAAUAUCCGCUCCGUUAUACCGUAACUGUCGUCAUAUAAUUAAAAUAAUGCUUACUACGGUUGUAUAUUAUUAUUUUCUAAGUCAAAUAAUUGGAAAACAAAAAAAAUCCCACCACUAAUAAAUAGCAGGUACAAAUAGUGAACAAAUUAUAAGGCUAAUAAAAACUUUGAUUUUAUGCCACGCAGUUGAAGGUGAUUUUUUUUAUCAAAGCUAUUUUCUUACUGCAGUUAUUUACAAAGGAUUUAUUUUUCAAAUGAGAUCUCAGUACCUAUUCAAAUAAUAUUUGUCGUCUUAUUAAAUAUAGGGAUAGAAGCAACUGCACGUGUAUUUUUAAAGCGAGGCGAGAGGCCCAUUUUUUCCCCUUACUCUAUACAAUUUGUCAUAUUUAUUUCGGAAAUAUCUAUACAGGCAUUAUCUGUUAUAAUUGUAUGAGUCCUAAUUUUAAAACAAAUCAUUGUCUUAUCAAAUAAAUAUUUAUUUGUAUAUACCCCCUCUUAUUCCCCCAUAAAAUUGAUUUAAAGAUACCUCUAACCAGCGGUUGAUUAUUAUAAUAAAUUAGCAUCUACUCGUGAAGACUCAUGUCAUAAGAAGAUUAAUUCAAUUAAUGUUACUAUAUAAAAAUAUCAAAUUCAUUCGAGUGCGUAUAAUGAAUUUAUCAUAAAACUUAAGGCGGAUACUGAAAUAACAUUAAGUAUCGUGGAAUUUGAGAAUUGCAUCCAAGUAUAUUAUAAAUGCUCACUUAUGUGAAAUUUCUCAAAAAGAAUAUUCUCCAAUACGCCAUUACAAAAUUAUCGUAAUACCUUCAUUCACCCUCUAUACAAAAUUCCAUACCAUAUUGCCCAGGACAAUAACAAUAUUUAUAUCAUAUUAUUAAACGAACAUUAUCAACAUUAACAUAUUAUCAACAAUUACAAUAUUAUGAACAGGAAAGAGAAAAGACGAAAUCACACAAAACAUCAAAACGCUUCUACUAGAAUUACAAUAAUUUAAGAAAACAAUGUUAAGCAAAAAAAAAAAAAAUAUAAGACGAUCUAAAAUUACCCGAAGUAGAAGUACGGCUUAUAUAAAAAAAAGAAAAAGCUGUGCAAAAUACGGGAAGUGGUUAUUUUGAUUAGUCUCAUUAUUUUUGAUCUUUUGGGAGUAUAAUAACAUAAUAUAUUAUAAAGAAUUCUACGUCAUAAUGGUCUUCCGUGUAAAUUACAAAGAACUAAUUCAUUUUAUGUCACUUGCUUGAUGAUGGUGAUCCCGAGAGGUGACCACUUAAAAAAAAGGAGAAGCAAACGUUUUUAAACUUAAAUGUAAACAAUAUUUUCAAAGAAGAACUCAUCAAAAAUGAGUUUAUAUGAUAAAUAAACCAAACAAAAAAUGAUUAAGUAUUGUAUGUACAAGUCUUUAUUCACUAUUUGUUUUUUUCUGCGUGAUAAAUGCAUUUGUCUUUGUCUCAACACCACCAAAUGUUCUUGAAAGUUUUUUAAAAUUCAGUUUUUUUUUUUUUUUUUUUAACUCCGUUUUGAUCAUGUAUGAUAAAUAGUAUUGUUAAACAUCAUAUUUAUAAAACCUUGUGACGUGAAUUUUUUUUAGGCUUACUUCGUUUACCACUACCACCACCAUUACAUCUUAUCAACAUUUUAUCAGGACUUAUUAAUUAUUAUAAGUAAAUUAUUUUGAACUCACUGUUAUACGGUUCUAUACGUAAUUUUAUGCCCCGACCGCCCGCCAAUUUCGAUAAAUGCACAACAAGGGUCUGAAAACACAACGCAGCAACUGUAAUCUGCAGUCUAAAACGAAAAUAUUAUUCAUUAAUUUAUACUAACCGCAGGUAAUUCAUUAGUAUUUCUUUUAACAAUCCAAAAUUAUUAUGUCUCUUCUCUGACAGAAUUUUGUUUGUAAAUACACACCUACAUACCGCACAAGACAAAUUACCCUAAUGCCCUUUUGUUUUAUCUAUUCAUCACAUAUAUAAUGGGGAGGUAUAUAUAUAUAUAUAUAUAUAUGUUUAAAGAAACCCGUGAAUAUUAUAGCAACGCGGUAUACGUAGGUACAACACUUUUCCACUUCCGGAUACAAGCUGCUCGGUUAGAACUUUUAGUUAAUGGAAUAAUAUUACACUACCUAUAAGACAUAAACGUACAUAAUGCACGUCCGAUUAAAACGGUAGAAACUGUAUUGUUAUAUCAAAUCACUCUUUUCAACGAAAACGACUCUCGCAACGUGUAUUUUUUCAAUUUCAUUCGUCGUAAGUAAAUAAACGGUCCAUAUAUUCGUAUCGCAUACAUAUAGGUACUUCACAUGAAGAGUUUUUUUGUAGAAAAUUAUAUGGAUAUUUUGAUUUUAUAGUUUCAAGGAAAACGAAAAAUCUAUUAGUUUUACAAUCGCGUAUGUGUGUGUGUGUGUGUGUGCAGUGAUGACGCGAAGUAUUUUUACCUUAUAUUACAGAUUUAAUAUUCUACCCACGCCAGCCUAAAAAUAUUCUAUUCUCUACUAUACGAAUCUACACGAAUCGAUAACAAAUAUUUUUAACAUUCGCCUAACUAUAUAUUGACGUUUAGAGUAUUUGGUAAAUAUUUAGUGGAUAUUCAAUUUUCGGCGAAUGGCCCGUGUGUGUAGACCGGCACGAUGGCGUUUAGGCAAACAACACCCACGGGAAACUAGUAAAACGGUGUCGAAUAAGCGCGGAGGGAUCUUGUGGAAGUUCUCAAUUAUAUUAUAUUAUGAUAUGGUAGUGUAACCUAUGUAUACACUUUGGUACUAUAGUAUAGUAUAACAUAUGGUAUGUACAACACGAUAUAUAUUAUUAUAUAGGUACUUGUGCGCCAUUUUGGUCACACUGGUCUCAGGCCGGUUUUCCCGUGAGGCGAUAAAAAUAGAACACUUUUGAUUCGUGACCUUCCAUCCUGCGACGAUUCCAUAACUCUAUCCUAUUGACCAAAGACUCUUGACACGUAAAGAUUUUAGUGGAAUAAUAUUAUGUUAAAGGUUACUGCGAAUAUUGACAUAAAUAAUUUCUCCCCCGAUGUUGGUAUUAAUGUUAUCUAUAGAUAAGAUUAUCUCUUUUUCUGUGCCGUUUCGUGUAAUUUUUUGACAGGCAAACUCCUAUAAUAACCUAAGUCAAUAGUUUGUUGGCUAUAAUAUUAUUAUUAUUAUUUAUUACUGUUAACUAAUGCAUAUAAACGAUUUGUAUUAACUCGUCGCUGAGUAAUAUAUACUGCCCAGCGCCCAUCCUGUUCACUCAUGCAUAGAUAAUGCCAACCGCCGUAAGGAUCAUUAACCGAUAUAAAAUACCAAAUAAAAACGCCUCACUUUGUUUGAUGAGGAAAUGAAAUUGAAUAAUUUAUCAAUUUAAUAAAACAAUUGAACGUGCAAUAAAUAAUUAAUUCCCUCACGUGAGAUUGAUAUCGGCCAAAAUUAAUUUUUCAAAAUUUGGGUGCAAAUUAAUUUAAUGUAAUUUUAAUCGGUCGCGGUUGGUGAAAAUUAAAAGCAAAUGUGGCUAUAUUUUUUAUAAUUUAGAUUCGUAUUCCCGACGGAAUACUAUAUUAACGAAUUUAUGCUUAAUUUUCCUUGAGCUGGUGGCAAAUACCCAAUUUCUCCUACCUAAGUACAUCUGACGAAAAUGUAUUUAUCAUUUUAUUAUGAAUAUAUAUAUACAACGUAGAACGCAAAUUUAAAAUGAAAAAAUACAUUUGCGUCAUGAUGUACAACACGUACGUUUGGUUUGUAAUAAUAAUAUUAUUAUCAUAAUAAUAAGAACUGCAGACCGAGUAGAUUACGAGAGGAAACUGGUAAAAUGUUCCACUGACAGUGUGAAAUAUUCAAUUUAGUCUGACGUCCACUUAACUCAACUAUACUUACUUCUACUGAGUCGCGCGUAAUUAUUGAACUCCGGUAGGUGAAAAUACAUUUUGCGAAAUUAAUUAUAACCACUUUGGCUGAAAUAAUUAAUUUCUACUAUUGUUCGCAGCUUCCAUUUGUAUAUUGAAUAUACUAUAUAUAGAUAGAUAUUACUUAACCUUAAAGACACCUACCUACAGAUAUUCGUUCGCUAAUCAUAUUUCUCAGGUUGUUUAUGUAGAUAGUAUAAAAAUGAGUACUUAUAAAACGUCGAUCGACCUACAUUAUAAGAACUCAGCAGUCACAAGAUUGAAUGUCUUUUAUACUUAAUAACCGAGACAUUCCUUGAACCUUUAUUGUUCAUUCAAAGUAAAACGGUCGUUUCAAAUAUUUAAAUUAGACUGAUUCGCCAGUAGUAAGGUAUGGGAGAAUCCAAUCAUUUUUACUGAACGAAAUAAUAAACCGUAAAUUGUUAACUUUUUUACUACACUCAAAAUCUAGAAACUGAUUAAAAUCUAUGAAAGCUCAAAUACGAAUAACGGAACCUUUAAAAAAUACAUUUAUUUUAAGUGUUCAAAAAUAUAUUUUUCAACUUAUUAUUCAAUUCAAAACCAAAAUAAAUAUCGAUAAUAUUAUACUCACUAAAUUUGAAUUAUUGAACAAUAUUUCAGUAUAGGUCAAAAUAGUUUUGUGUAACUAGUAUGUAUAAGUAUCACGAAAAUAAAGCUACAAUAAUAAUAUACGAAUAUUAUUUAAAAUAUUGUCGAAUUUCGCGGAUAAUAUUUUUUAAUUGUUCAAUAUUAUUUUAGGCCAUCACGUUAAAUAAUAAUAAUACAACUACGAGUAUAUCCAGUCAAGUAAACCCGUGCAGUGUGAUACUAUCAUCGUGUUUUAUUUCGCUAUAGUCGUAACAGACUUGUUGUUUAUUAAUUGCGUAGAAAGUUUUUACUGUACCUGCCUACCUACCAACACAUGGUAUAACGCAGGUACCUAAUACAGUAGGUAGCUUAGUUAUAAAUUAUUGCACAUAUUGCCCCCUACCCUCACCCCACCCACUUAACCUGCACGUGAUUAAUGGUGCUGAUAAAUAGUUUGCAAUGCACGCGUAUGUAGGUACGUUUUUAAUCUCGAAAUCCAAUUUUAUUUUUCAAUUUUUAUUCUUCCCGUAUACGCGCGUGCGUACCAAACACAGAGCUGGAUGCUUAUAUUAUAAUAGUCACCAAUAUAGAGAUUAUCCGCAUUAUUAUUCCCGUUGUGCAAUAAAAGCUUAUACGUUAUUUGUACCGAUAUUAUACCGAGAUAGCCCUGAGAGAUUUUUUUUUUUUUUCUACACGCCGCCGACUGAUUUCAAAACGCUUAAUCGUAAAUCGAUACACGUAUGUCACGGCCGCGGUAAUAUACGUAAGUGAUUUGACGACCGAGGUUUUAAAACCACAACGUAAUAUUUUAUUGGGAAAAAAAAACGUUCAAGUAAUAAAGUUAAAAACUCCGUAAUGCGUUUUUUCAUUUCGUUACACGCGUACUAUUAAGUAUUAUACCUAUAUCGGGAUUAUAAUAUUAUAAUAAUAUCUAUAUCGUUUUUGAUUUGCAUUCGAACAAAACGGGCAGGCGAAUACGAUACUUACCGCGUGUGUGUUUGUUAAAAUAAAAAAAAAAAUGUUAUCAUCACCUAUAUUACGUGCCUCAUACUGGCUCCAUUCCGCUGAAGCUGCUGAAGGAUUUGUUUAUUCGACCAGUGUGCAGAGCCCAUUAUUACACUCGCAUCAUUAUAAUAAUUAUAGUGGGUGCCUACAGAUUUUAGGUUAUAAUAUUUUUCACCUUUUACAGUAUUUUUAUUGCUUAUUUUUUUUUUUAUUUCGUCAUUAAUAUUUUCCAAUGUAUAUUUUGGAAUUGUAAAUAAUAUUAGUAAUUUUGUUAAAGCAACACUAAAAUCACGAUCCAGAUUCUAAAUUAAAAGUGUAUAUUUCAAAUUAAUUAAUGUUCUGUAUUGUUUGCCUCUUAAUAUGGUAAUGUGUAAAACAUCUAUCGAAUCUUUACCCCUUGCGGGUGUUAAACUAUUAAAUAAAUAAAUACAAUUAAAGCAUAAAAAAGUACAAAAAAAACUUCCUGCUUCCAAAAAUUAGUUUGAAUACUUUGAAUCUUGCUUAAAUUAUAUUAUUAUGCGCUGUCCUAGCGACAUUUCGGCAUUUUAGUAAUAUUUAUUAUUUCUGAGUGAUGCGUAUCGGAAACAUAAAAACAAAACAUAUUUUUACUAAAAAAUUAUGUAGAGAACAUCCUUUCUGUAUAUUGAACAAAUUAUAUUAUUUCUAACAAAAAAAAACACCAGUAAGUGUUUUCAAUUUAUGAACAUUUUUUUAUGAUCUUAUACGUCAUGACUGGGAUAUAAAACAGUGCGCUGUUUGUCAAAAGGUACAUUUAGGUAUCUAACUGGAUUCAGAAUUUUCGUAAUAUUUUAAUCCUAUAUACAUUUUAUUUGAUGAACAAAAUGCAAAAUACAUUUUUUACUUUUCCAACACUAUUGUACUUAUGUAUUAGUACCAGAAGUAUUCCUAAUACCUAGACAUCCUCCGCUUAGCUUUUUUACAUGUUAUGAUUUUAAAAAAAUUAAAUGAAAAAAAAAAGGUAAGGUAAUGGGGACGGGUGUAGCCACUGAUGUAGGUGGUAAGUUUAAAAGGUAGGAUAUAGACGGGAAUUUAAUGUAUAUCUGUGAGCAACGAUAAAUAAUUGCUAACGAAAAAACGAUUCUGAACAGAGUUCAAUUAAUAGUGAUACUUUAUCAAUAAUCUAUAUGUUAUUUUACAAUAAAAAUAAUUAAAUAGGCUUUAUAUAAAUUUAUUUUAAUAAUAUUUAUUUAAUGAUGUACCGAUUUUCCCAAUUUCCCCAAGUUUUUCCCGGUUGUCCCAUGUUUUAUCCCGGUUUUUCACAUUUGCUGUAAAAAUUCUUGGGAAAAUCAAAAAAUUACGUCUUUAAAGUACCUUUCCUGUGAAAUUUACUUUCAGAAAAGAUGCUACACAGAGAAAUCGGAGCAAGUUUUCUGGUAGAAAAAAUUUGCACAAAUAAAAAAAAAAAAUAAUUAUCUUUGUAAAACCAUAAGCUUCUUCGCUUUCACUCAAAAUCUAAAAUGGUUGAAAAUUAUUUGGAAACAUUAUCCAGAUUUUAAAUGACUAUUACUUAUUUCUCAUUUAUCUGGAUAAUAUAAACACAUAUCUACGUAUCUGGUCUAUAGAUAAACUAUAACAUUUAAAAACACGACUUCAGGUUGUACAGUAAUACUUAUAAUAUUGACCUGGAGAGUCACUAUUAACGUCAGUCCAAAACUUACCGAUGAAUAGCAACAAAUAUUUUUGAAGUAUGUUACACAAUAAUACAGUAAAUUACCGUUUUUAAGAGCGGGAUGUUAAAUUACUGCAAUAAAAGAAACCAUACUUUCUCCAAAACAUAAAAUAUUGUAGCGUGACAUCGUCAUUUGCACCAUAUAUCCUCUGUUUUGACAAAAAAAUCUUCCAAAAAACCUUAACUAUAUUUUUAAAUACCUACAUAGCCUAUAGUUUUGGCUUGUGAGCCUUACUUUACGUGUUGAUACGAAUAUUAUUUUAAAAAUUACAAGAAGAUAGAAUAUUAAUAAUGAGGUGAGAAAAAAAAUCAUUAAACAUUUUAAGUUUUUUGAUUUUAAAGAAUUAUAACUCAAUGGUAUACGAUCUAAGGGUUUAGGCUUCAGUGAUUAGUAAUUAUUACAUUGACAAUUUGGAAACGUUUAAGUAUACUUAUCUAUUUCUUUUAAAAAAACGUUCAAAAUGAUAGCAUAUCUCAUAAACGCCAGUUAAUGUAUAUAUUUUUUUUAAUUAAAACUGUAGAUGAGGCGAUGUACCACUCACCUCAUUUGGAUAUCAGCUACUACCUACAUAAUAUUGUUUUCGCGUUAUAUGUGCAUUUUUCUGUCAUUUGCGGUAGAAAAAGUGCAGAUUUUUCUAUACCCGUAAAGUCGAAUUUAUAAAAAUUAAAAAUAAAAAGGUUCUGUUAUUAUUAUUUUUUGAGUUAUUAAGAAUUUAAAACAAUCUCUUUAAUUAAGAGUUAAACAAGAAUUAAUUAAUACUCGUUGGUAUAGAUUCGCUAAAAACUUCUUAUAAAAUUAUUUGCCACACCUAAUGCUAUACAUUUCUAAUUUAAAUAAAAAAUUAUUAUAUUCCACGGAGUCAAACACUUUUUUAACAAAAUUUAAUAUGUAUUAUAAAAAAAAAAGAAAUUAUACUGGAAAUAGGUGUGCCAUUGUUGUAGUUGGUGAGAAGUUGAUCCCAAAUUAAUUACAUUUUUCGAUAAACUAUUACAGACGAAAUAUGAUUCCGAGCGAAGCGAAUAUUUGGAAAUAUUGUAAUUGUUACGAUACCUGUCAACAUUUAAAUUUAAAAUGUUUAUAAAAGAAAAACUAUUAUAUUACGCUAAACUUUUUACCGCAUUAGUACAACUUGUAAUAAGCCUCGUGUUAAAUUUGGCCAAACAACUAUAUCCACAUUAAACAAAAUAACAACUAAAAAGAACUCAAACAUUUCAAAUGUCAAAUAGAUAUCUCAAAAUUAGCCAAAAUGUUUUAAAUAUAUUACCACGUCUAUAAAAGUCAUAUUAGGCACUGAUUAUUUCAUAAAACUGUCCGAUCUUAUUAAUAAUUUUUAACUCAAUUACAAAAAAAAAAAUACAAAAUCGAAAAUAAUUAAACCUUAAACGUCGUACAAAUUCCGGUUUUUCCAAUGUUUUUUCCAGAUAUUAGGAAAAAUACACAGGAAAUCAAAUAACCUAAUCAAUGCAACGACGAGAUACAAAAUGCUACAAAAAAGCUCUCUUGAUAUUUUUUUGAUUUGAGUAUACUUCUGGUAGGAAAAAUGUACACAAACAGAAAAACAAAACCACUUACAUAAUUAUAAAACCUACACAUUUCUAGACCCGUUUACACUCAAUUAAUAUUAUUUACUCAGCUAGGUAGGUAAAUCGCUUACCUUCCGGCUGCAGUGGCUUACCCAUGAUGUGCAGUGCGUCUGGUUUGUUUCAAAUUAUUUGUAACAGAAUGAAAAAAGAAAAACAUAAACACAAAUAUGGCAUUUUCACUUUAACCUAAGUAUAUUGUAUAUUGUUAUAACGGAAUAUACGCACUCCCCGCAGGACAACCGAGAAAAUUGGAUUUAUUAAAAAUCAAUAACUAUCGUGAUAAUAAUAGGUAUCGUACACUAUAAUACUUCUUAGAACAGUUAAGUUUUUAAUAUUAUAAUGUUACCUUUGGCCUAUAAAUAGACUAGUACCUAAACUUACCGUAUUAUAUUAUCUGUAAUACCUAGAAAAAUCAAUACGUCAUAUUAUGUUUUUUUAAUCAUACAUUAUUAUUAUACACCGUACUCUGUUCUAAAUACACGCGUUUUUUUCUUUAUUCAUAAGGUUAUAUUUCUGUGAAAUAUUUGAAGCAUCGAUAUUGUAAAAUUCAUUCGGUAAAUCAUUUUCAUUCGAAAAAAAAAGACCUUCAUAUUUUAGAGUGUAGGCAGGGAUGGACACGAUACUCGAUACAUUUAAAUUCAUUAUAUUGGUAAGAGACAUUAGAUACCUAUAUUUGCAUAACAAAUAUUGUUAACACAAGAUCUUCUAUACAAACUUGCAUGCACCAACCAGAAUAAACUGCAUUAACAUUGAAUGUUUAAAGUAAUGCAUUAUUGUUAUACUGUUAGUAUCUAAAAAUAAUUUAUGAAAUCCUCAUUAUUUUAACACACACUUUGUAUUUUAAAUCGAUUUUUCGAAAAGCCAGAGCAAAAAAUGACCCAGGUAGCCCCUCAUUCGAGCGCCUAUAGCCAAUAAACUUUAAACUGAGUAUCGUGAUAGAAGAUACAAGAUACAAUGUAAUCCAAGAUACUAUCUAAUCCUUGUACCUUAGUAUAGGUAUACCUAAACAUUAUAUAUAUAUAUAUAUAUAUUAAAUUACUCUUAUUUAACAUAAAUUUAAAACAAAGUUUUCACGGUCCAAAUGGCCUUAUUUUAUAGUUUUCAAACUUAACAAAUUUGUAUAUAAGCAUUAUAGUGCUACUUAUUAAAUUGAUAUUCAAAUUAUAAAGAAAGACCUACAACCUUCGCACCGUUGAUAGGCUUCUGCAGACGUAUAGGUGAAAAGUUUGGAAGGUAUAAGAUGUGAGGUAUUAUAUUUUAUGUUCCGAAAAUAACGAUAAAUAAUUCAAAAAUAAUUAUGCUCGGUACACUAUAUAGUAAGAUAUAAAUCGUGUUUUUCGAUUGUGUAGCCGAAAUAACAUAGAAAUCAACAGAAAUAAACCAACGUAUCGUUAUUCGUUUUCAGUGUUUGUAUUUUUUCGAAAAAAUUGUGUUGGUCACAAGGAAAAUAUGUUCAAAUAAAGGACUUAACAUAAAGUGAAUAUUUUGGAUUAUUUUUACAAACAGGAAAAGUGAUUUCCGGGGGAAAAAAAUCACAUCAUCGUAAAACGAAUAUAGACUACACUUCGCUAUAUAGCCUCUGACUCAGAAUUUAAAACACUAAAAAUAAGAUAUACAACGAAUGACACUUUAAACAUACGUUAAAUAUUAUUAAUAAAAUGUCAGAUACCAUGAGUAUAUUGGAAUAUUGUUGUUUUUAUUUGUUCCCCGUAAAAAAAAAACAUUUUUUAAGCCGUUAAAUUGUGAGUGGACCGUUUUUAUUAUCAAGCCCUCCGAUAUUUGAAUCAGAAAUUGAAUACGGAUAGCACAUUUUUCAAAAGGUCAUUCGUCGAAUGUCCUCGCAGCUUAUAGAAGGUUUACGAAUAGCCGCGGAAAUAAACGGAGAAAGAAAUUGUACACAACCAUUUGAAUUUACGACACGACCGUAUUUCUAUAACAAUACACAUUAUUGGCCAUUUUGUUAUCUUCAGUUAAACCGAUAGUUUCAUUAAGAAUUCAAUUUUUUGAAUGCAACGAUUUAUCAUGUUGAUUUUUACAUAUUGCGAUGUUACAAUAUGAUGGACUGAAUAAUUGAUGAGAGAGAAUGAAAAAAUAACCUGUGUAGUUUCUGUGCCUUUGUCUGUGGUUGUCACUUGGUAAUAGGUAUAUUAUAAUAUAAGUAUUGGUUUUCAAAACGCGUUUCAAAUAAUAAUAAAAACCGUAUAUAUAUAUGAGCAUGUCGGUCGAACAGUAACACAAAAAUGAAAAAAAAAAGAUGCUUUUUUAUAAAGUUCAUCCUUCAAAGGAUAGCUCAGUCUUUAUUAUUAUUACCUAUGCUGUACUAUACGUAAAGGUUUGUAAAUUUACAUACACGGAUGGAUCCGUUCUGGAAGCACUUCGACGCUCUAUUUCGAAAUGCAUCUCCUUAAGCACAGGGGCUUUGGUAUUUUUAGAAUAAAAAUUGAAUUUUGUUUUUUGUUGAUUUAUGGAUUACCUUGGUGACACGGAUGAAUAAACAGUUAUCAUAAGUUGAUUUAGUUGUCACGAAAAAAAAAUGAAGUACUUUUUAUAAAAAAAUAAAAUUACCGGGUAACUGCGAUUAUAACUGUAAGGGAGAGAAAGGUGGAGACAGGGACUCACGGAGAAUAUUUCUAUUAUAAAUUUUGUGCACGAGUUUUUUUUUCGAUUUAUGUGGAUGUAUAAUUUGUCCUUUUGUUGCUUAAAAGCGCAAAAUUGUAAUACAAGGUUUAUCAUUAGUCUUUCUUUUCAAUGAUAAAAUAAAAAUGAACGCAUAGGAUAGUUUUCUUUAUUCCUUUUUUUUUUUUUUUUAUGUAUAAUAAACGUUUGAAAUGCAAAUUUUUGGUAAAAUUGGUUAAAACCUAAAACAAUGUUUAUCAGAAUUCCACGUAUAAGUGAAAUAUUUAGUAUUCUGUUAAAAAAAAAAAAGAUAAUGCCAAUUUACUCUAAAAUAUAUUAUUUAUUAACGUUUCAAACUUGUCCGUCCAUCAUAAUCGCAUACUGUUGUACGUUUUAAUACAUAAUCAAAAUAAUAAUUAUCGUGUGUGUACCUGCGAGCUCCUUAUACCUGUUUAGCAUAAAAAAAUCAUGUAUAAUAUAACAUUUCAUAUUUAAAAAAAAAAAAAAAAAAAAAAAAGCAUUACACAAAUUAAAUAUUUUAAUGUAUUCAUAUGCAAUUAAGUAAUUGUACUUCGGAUUUCUCGGUUCUUAAUUUUAAAACCAAUUGGUUUUAUUACACAACGUAUACUUAAGAUAUUUGUAUGCAUUUUAUAAUAUAUUUUAGUAUUAAUCAAAGAUAUAGUGAAUUUAUUUGCGUAUAAAAUGUAUUAAUAGUUAAUUCAAUAAUAAUUAUAUGGGUAUUAUAAUAUAUAAUUAAUUUUGCUAGUGGACAGUUGUGACGGUUAAGUAUAUAACGUAAUAAUUUACUUUGUAGUGCAACGAUAUGAAUUAUUGCAAUCAAAAAUCUAUUCCAUGCGAAUCUAAAUAAACUGAUGGUAAUAAGUUUAUAAGAUUAAAACUUAUAACCUUACCGUCAGUGUUAGUCGUAGUUUUUCUCUUUGAAACCAAGGUAAUCAAAAGAUCGAUUAAAAUAAAAUUUGAGUAUCAAGUAAUUUAUUAUCAGAUUUUAAAAAUUUUUCAAAAAAAAAAAAAAAAACUAUUAGUAAUCUAAAAAAAAUGUAUUUUUAAAAAAAAUUACUAUAUACCGACAAAUUUUAAUCUUUUAUGGAACGGUGCCAUUAUAAGAAUUUAUCAAAUUUUGUUUUUGCAUAUCCUAUAAAUUCUUAAAUGUUUGUAUUGUGUACAUAUAAAAUGUAAUAUAAAUUAUACACGCAUAUACAAGGUGGCGUUUUACAAAUGACAAAAAUUAUGCACCUACGUACUCGUGGAUUUUGCACCAGGACAACGCACCUGCCCAUAACGCGCUAUCUGUGAAGCAGUAUUUGGCCGGUAAGCGCACUCCAGUGCUCGAACACGCGCCGUACUCGCCAGAUUUGGCACCGUGCGACUUUUUUUUGUUUCCAAAGAUAAAAUCUGCUUUGAAAGGGACCCGAUUUGAGUCGAUGGAAGCGGUAAAGCAAAAAACGGCAGAGCUCCUAAAGGCCCUCACAAAAGAAGACUUCCAGCACUGCUUUGAUCAAUGAAAAAAACGUAUGGAAAGGUGUGUGGCGAGGGGAGGGGAGUAUAUUGAAGGGGAGCAUUUGAAUGUAGAAUAAUUUUUAUAAUAAAACACUUUUUCGUAACCAGUCUCGUUGUUUAAUAGCCACACCUCGUAUACAUCACGUUAGGUUAUGUUAGUAUUUAUGUAUAAGCCAUUUUUUUUAGACGGCGGUCUAUGAAUCACAGGGACAGUCAGAUAAGAUCCAUUUGAAUAAAAAACUCUGAAAAGGACAAUAAUUUAUAAAACAGAGAAUUAAUGUUCAAUUUGAAAAAAAAAUAAACGAUUUGUUUGACGAUUUGAAUCUUUCUAUAAUUCAUUAACGAUAAUACUUAUAUUACGCAAGUGGAUAAUUUAGAUUCUUGAGAAAUAUUUUAUAAAAUCAAACUUAUCAAACUAGGUAUCCACAAAAAACCGAAAAUAUUUUUUUCAAAAAACCACAAAGAAAAAUCAUUAUGUGAAAUAUAAAAUAAUAUUACAUUUAAAGAUUGACAUAAAAUACAUACCCAUAUGUUCCUUAUGUAACUUUGUCUUUUCAUUCAUUGUAGUAUAGGUAAACUAUAUUUUUAAAAUUGUACUUUUAUUUCAAAAAAGUUUCAUUGUUAGCAUGUUUAAGAGUUAAGAGCCAUCACAGCGGCAUUUGCCAUUUAUGUCUGGGUAAAAUAGCAAACAUAAAAUGUUCACAUAACACAAGCGAGAAUGCCUUUUAAAAUAGAUAUUUGAGACAUAACAUUUAUUUUGAAAUGAACAAAUUUUGAAAAAACCUUUGUUCUUUGUCGGCAUAGAUAUUAUAAUAAUUUUAUUAUUUAACUCAUCGUCGAUUUUUUUUUUUUUUGUUAAAAAACUUUCGUUUUUUAAUAUUUAAUUAAUAAUCUAGUUACAUAAAAAAAUAAUUUCUUACUUUUGAGGCUGUGACAACCAAAUUAAAUAUUAAUAAUUGCUUUUUUAUACCCGUGUGCUCAAGGUAAUUCAUAAAUAAUAAUAAUUAAAAAAAAAAAUCAAUUUUCGAACUAUGAGAUUUAAAAUCAUAUGCCAAUCACUCUUAAGGAGUUGAAUUCUGAAAUAAAAGUAAUCUAAAUUAUACCCGAGUAAAUAUUAUACUUAACAGUCUCAACAGUGAAAGUCUCAUUAACGAAAUCAGCUCAACACCGACAGACAGACAUAAUAUAUACCUAAACGAUGAAAGUUUGUUUAUAAUAUUAUAUAGAUGUCAACAUACACUGUUUUAAAGUGGUAUUCGAAAUGUUUAAAAUAAGUGUUUUACCUCUAAACCUUAUUCUAAAGGCUUUUUCGUUUGUUUUACGUGAGCACAUCAUUUUCGUUAUAUUGCCUGUUAUAAAAAAACUGCAGAGACGGAAAAUGCUACUGCGCUUUGAUGUCUUCAAUCUUCCGAUAGUAGUAUUUUUCGUAUUUGUGAUUAUAGUGAAAUUUUCGAUUAAUUUAACGUUCUCCAUAGGGGCCAGAAAUGAUGAUAGCUUUUUAAAUGUGACCGUCUUAUAGAGGUGACAGUUACUAGAAGUAAGUUAUUUCUAGGAGACCUCUAUAUAUAGAGUGUAAGUAAAACUUAAGAAAUUUUCUACCAAAAAACUUGCUCCAAUCAAAAAUACGACAAGAAAGCUUAACUGAGAGUUUUUUUUUUUUCAUUUCCCGUAUGAUUUUUCUAAUAAUGGGACAACCCGUCAAGAAAACGGAAUGUACGCAAUAACGAUUUCGGUUGAUAUCGAUUUUGUUUUAAUUAAGUUAUACAUUAUUCGUAAUUUAUCCGUUGACCUGAAUAUUCAACGUAUACUCAAGUUUACUCUUUAUAAACGUGGUAAACUUGAACUGUUUAAAGCCAAUUUGAAAUACCAAAUAAAAUACUAGAUAAUUUAGUACUAGGUUCAUCAUAAGUUAGUUAAAAUAAAAUUUGAGCUUAGAGUAAUAUUUUUACAAUAAAAACAACAUACGAAGGAAUAUGUGACGAUAAAGGCCAUCUCAUUGAAUGAUAAACGAAAUAGUGUUUUAUUAGAAUUUUGAAAGAGUUACGUCACAUCUAAAAUGUUGUCUUUUUGAUAGUAAAAUAUUAUACUAUAUAUUUAUUUAGUUUCGUUUUAUAAUUUUUACGGCAUUUCAGUAAUUUUAAUUUUUAUCGUAAGGUUGAAUAUUUUUAACUAAAUAUGUUUGGGUCUCAAAUAGCGUUGCGAUUAUUACUAUAUUAUUAUCACUUACCGUUAUUAUAACUCAACGGGUUGGGAAAGUGGUAAAGAAUUUGAACGAUAAUAUGUCUCGGCAUAAUAUGUGUAAAUUUCGGCUCGCUCGGCGCUAAGUCAAAUUCGUUUCCGGAAAACAGAAAGCUAUAAAAACGAAAAACGUAGUAAUGGAUGAAGUCAUUUUUUUUUUUUCACUUGUAAAUCCCGUCAAAUGACUAUAGGACUUUUGGUCGGUAAUGUAUAACGUUUACUUCGUUGUCCGGCAUUACGCACGCUGCCACAUAAAAUCUUGUCGGAACGAGCAAAAAAUGCGGUUUGACGCAAAUAAAAACAAAAUAAUGCCGGCGUAUUCGAUAGUUAUCAUCAAAAGCUAUUUUACAUGCGAUGAACGCAUGAGCCGUCAUACGCGGUUGUAACGUUUGAUAGUAUGCACGCGAAAACCGUAAUGAUGUGCGCUUAUACGACCGAAAUGUUCGUACCGUUGUAUGUGAUAUUCGUAACAUGAUAAUAUAUGAAGAUUGUUAAUUUCAGGCAUCAUUGCGAAAACAUUGCCGACCAAAUCUAACAUUGAAUUAUUAUGUAAUAAAAAUAUACGAUACAAUAAAGUUUAGUAAAACUGCACAUACUGGUAUGGUGUAAUGUACCCACAAAACCCGUAUAACUCUAUUAAAUAUAAAUUAUUUGAAGAAAACGCAUUUUUAUCAUUAUUUUGUUUUUUUUUUUUUUUGUGAAAUAUUUUAGUUUCAACGUACGAAAAUAUUACAUCAAAUCCGUUUGUUUCACUCACGCGCACUAACUUUACAACCUAAAAGUCUCGUCGUAUUAUUUUUCUGGCCCCGCGUUAGAUUCGUAAGCAUAUUAAUUGUAUUGCUUAUUGUAUGUAACAUAUAAAAUAACAAGUUUAUUAAAUAGCGCUUCCAAGUUGAUAUAUUUCCUCCUUUCAUAGUCUCCACUCAAUUCACUUUCAUUGGUUCAUAUAUUUUUCACAGCACCUUCCCCAAAAAGAUAACGAAUUUCUCCAUAACCCUUGGAUUGCAAACCACGUUUCAUAGAUGUGUGAUAUUAUUGGACGUAGGUAUGCUAAAUAUAUUUUCUCUUCGUUCAGCUUUAAUGGCAUUUUUGAACUUUAAAAUAUAUAUAGUGAAAUAUAUAUGUAAUAUUCGUUGAGUUUAUUCUAAGUUUAACAUAAUUGUACAGAUACUUUUUCUGAUUAAUGUUCACUCCUAUGUAUUUGAAAUUGUUGGAAGAUGUAGUUCACAAUCGCCAAAUCGUUCUUAAUAGACGUGAUUCAUUAUCAUGUAAUUUAUUUUGGAUUAAUUAUUUUUAAAAGAAGAAUUACUGGAUGUAAUUCAUUUUUCCAUGUUUCUUAUAUUUCAUAUUAAUUUUAAAUAAUUUUUCAAAUAUAUUAUUAUUUGUACGUAGUUGAUUUUCAUUAAAUUUGAUUUUUUGACAAUAUUGUUUGACCAUUAAAAACUUAAGCUCUUCCAAAGAAAAAAAAAACAUGAUUACGGCACUGGCUGCUGAUAAUCCCUGUAUCUGAAAAUAACUUAAAAUAAUAGAACAAAAUAGAAUCGUGAUUAUUUUAAUCAUACUAUGAAAUUCGGAAAACCCGGCACUCAAGAUUUUAGCCAAAUUAAAUCCGUUGCUUAACUUUUAAAUACAUUUUGGUGUUAAAAUUUUUGAUUUCCGUCAACCCAUUGGCGAGAUAUUUCACUUUUAAGUUUAGGUAAGAGGAGAGUAAUUGAGUAUCAUUUGUGUGGCAGCACCGCGCGUAGCGUUUUAUAAGUGCUCCAUUACUCUCCUUUUACCUAAACUUAAAAGUAAAAUAACUCGUUAACGAGUUAACGUUAAAACCAAGAUUGGUAUCGCCACAGGAUACUCCUUAAAUGUUGUGAAAAAUCUAAGUAUUCGAAAAUAUCAACUUUAACUACACUUAAAAUAUCUAAAAAAUUUGAAUAUGAAUAAAUAUAAAGUUUAACAAAAAAAAAUUGGGUGAGCACUUUCAGUGAAUUCUCCUGUAUAUACGAGUACAACACUUGGGUUUUUUUUUUUUUAGAAUUUACCGCUAAAUAAAAAUCAGAACGAAGUCGUCGUAGUCAUUUUCUUUUUUAGCGUUGUAUUUAAAUACUACAAAAUAUAUUAUAGUUUCCUAUUAAAAGUGAAUUAAAUUUACAACAUUUAGAUUUGUGACUACAUUAUAUAUUAUUUAAACUAUAUAGGUACCGAAUUUUCGAGCUUGGUGUUGAUAUCGGCUUUUCUUUUUUUUCUUCGGUACCUAUAUCUAAAACUUUUGGCACAAUAGCCUUUUGUGUCUUAUGUAGCUACGGAACACUGCCGCGAUAUCAAAUGGCGAGUUCGAUUAUUUUGGCACACGUCCAUAAUAUAUGUUGCCCUUAUCUUACUAAAAGUCAGAUAGGUAACGGAAUAUAAUAUGUACGUUUACUGCAACGAUGGUCGUUAAGCAACCUGGAUAUCUUAAGUCAAGAUCAACAAAUAAAAUUCGACUUUAUUGGCUUAUCGAUAAGUUUGUUGGUGAUAUUGUAUACCUCACCUCGAUAAAUAACAACGCAUAUGUAGUAGAAGUAAAAUUAAAUGUAAAAAUAAAGUUCUGGAAAAAAGUAGAAUAAUAUGUUGAAGAGGAGUGUGGGCUUGAGGAGUGAACAGUCAAAUUUAAUAGACACCUCCCCCCCCAUAUAUUGGUAUAUGUUGUGACAUGAUAUUGUUACUGCGUAGUGUGUUUGAUACGGAUGCACUGCGGUUUUUCCGCUGAUGAAUAUGUGUGUGUGUGUGUUUAUUAUACGGUCAUUGUCGCGACAUAUACAUAUACAUACUAUUAUACUAAUAUAAAGACGUAUUACAUUUAUUAUUGACCGGCAGCUACCUAUCACACGGGAUUAUUUUUAUUAAUUUAUUUGCGUCCACCUAAUUUUUUAAUUAAUUUUCCACUACGGGAAUAUGGAAAUAAUCACUUACCUCGGUAUAAUGCUUGAAGUUCGCAAGAAGCUCGUUGCUCAAAUGUAACGAGCGGGAUACGUAUGGAUACUUAGGUUUCGAUGAAUUGUUACAAUAAACACAAGUAGGUUUUCUUACUGUUUUUUCACCAAGUUUACUAUGCCAAUAAUAGGAUAACAAUGAUAACAAAUGAUAAUGAUAACAAUGUGACUAUGCUUAGACGUCGGGUCACUAAUAAAUGACGACUUGCGGGAGAAUCAUUCGUUUAGUGUAACGAGUCGCUAGCCGAUGCGUUAUUGUAUAUCCAUUGUGCUUUAAAGUGCUUACUACAAUAUAAAUGUACAGAUAAUUGUUUAUCUUCAGUGACGACCACCAACUGCGAUAUGUUAAGUCAAUGCUCGAGUCGGUCGUGUGUAAUAUAGAGUGCGUAUUUAUAUUGGAAAACUUUACAGACAAUUGUUUAUCCUGAGUGACGACCGCCAACUGCGAUAUAAUAAGUCAAUGCUCAAGUCAAUCAGGCACAAUAUAUUGCGUGUGUGUUUGUAAAGGGUUAUGCGAAAAAAAAAUAUAAUAGGACACGUUUAAAUGUAUGAUACGAAACAAGAUGACAAUAUGUUACAACCACCAAGUUUAAAGUGAUGUGGAUUAACCAAAUACAGCAGCCCGCCUAUGGUAUCUGCAACUGCUGUAUAGGUUUGGACAAAUUUAGGUAGUAAGGAUGUUAGGUGAACAGGCUUCCGCUGGGCGAACCCAGAGAAGUGAAGAUUCGACGAAAAAGAUUUACCGAGUCUCGCGCGUUAUGCAAUACGUGGACCCCAUACGGGCGGACACAGUGACUACGGGGGGCGCCAGUGUGUGGACAAUGCGUAUAAUUAAUUAUGUAAUAAUUUAAUGGCGUACUUAUGUGGCAACACUGAAAUUUUUUUGUGUUAUAACUGAUAAUUAUACCUACUACGUCCCUUUGCUCGUUUAUUUCAUAAAUAUUGAACAUUAAUGUAUUACGCGUGUAUUAUAAUAUAGUUAAACUACAAUAAUUAAAAACCAAGUUUAUAAACCGGUGUAAAAUAACGCGCAAUGGUUGACCAUUUCGUUUUGUCUACUGUCCUUUUGAUAAAAAUUACAAAAACAGAUAUUUUUAAUUUAAAACAUCAUAAAAUCUGUUAAUAAGGACAACAUGACCAAAAAAUGGGGAUAUAAAAGACAAAAAUAAAAUUUUUGAAUUUGUUCUUUGUUUUGUAUCGAUAACUCUAACAUUGCAUUAAGCAAUUUUUAUUGCUCGCAGCAAUAACUUAUUGCUAACAAACAAAAUCAAUCAUUUUUGGUAAUGACCAAAGGACUGGCUUUAGUUCAACAACAUUUGUAUAACAUUUUGUAAAUAUUUACAAGUGUUGAUUAAAUCGUAUAAAAAUAUUGAGUUUCGUAAAAUUUGUUACUAAUACCUAUAAAUGAUUAAGUAUCAACCGCAGCAAUUAUUAUUUAAUUCGUGUUAAAAAAAAAAAAAAAAACGUCGAACCUGUACGUUUUCGCUUGUAUUCAUUUGUAAAAUGAUUUUGUUUUUUUAUUACAAUAUCGGUGGUUCCUUAUAUUAUCGCAAGUUUAAAUGGGAGUAAAAUAAAUAUAGUAGUGAAUACACGUACACAUAAAUCUAACAGUAACUUUAAAGUACUGAAGAAAGGUUUCACGAUAAAUGCAAAAAACAAAAGUAUACAAUACAGCCACUAAAACAGUCUCGUUUUGAACUUUUCUUCAUAAUAAAACAUCUUACGGUUUUACAAUAGGUAUAUAGUUUUUAGCUGCAAAGACAAUUGUCAUAUACGACCGUCAACAUAUACUUAGAAAACAUUUCGUGUGCACAGUCUUCAAAAUGUAUUUCCAAUAUAUGUUUGGUAAAGGUAUACUAAUACACUGAUUAUGUUAUUUUCAAUAACGAACCGUUAGUAAUUAUAAAACGACUUUACAUCACGGUGCGUCGACUCACUACAGUUAACACACACAAUUUUUCUCUCGUUGUUUAUUGUCCAAAAUAUAUAAUAAUUCAAUAAUGUGUCAUUUUCAGCAAGGCAAAGUCAAAACGGUAAACUUUGGACCAGAAUAACCACCCCCCAAAAAAAAAAAAAUAUAUAUAUAUAUAGAUAUUUAAAAAUUUAGUGAAGUCAGUCAGAUUACAAUAAUAAUAUAAUAUUCCCAGUUACAGAUUCCCGAGAUCCGGACCAGUGUAAAAUAAUUUAAAUCUAAAAUUUCGAGUUAUAAACUGCUUUUACUUGCAGAAUAUAAAAAUUUUAUUAUGGCUUUUAGUUCUACCAUAAACCAAUAGUAUUAAAUUAACUAAGUACUUAUACCUAAUUUAUUGAUUUAAAAAAAAAAAAAAAUUUCCGGAUUCACUUAUGUCUACCCAAAAUGCACGUGAAAACCAUAAAAAAUAAUCGAAAAAAAAAAUAACUGGCACGCGACUAUGAAAACAAAAUACAUUACAAAUAAUAUUAUAAUUUAUUAUAUUCUGUCUCGUAUACGCUAUAGAAUAUAUUGCUGUUGUUAGGUUCAUAAUAUACUUUUAAAGGAUACACAAUUCAUAUUUCUGUCUUAUAUAAAUUUAUAUUUAUUUUAAUGCCAUUUAUUUAUUAGUGUGCGCUGAUGAUGUCACUGCAGUAUUAUAUGCAAACGAUAUAAUACAAAUAUUAUUUAAUUAUAAUCAUGAUUUAUUUUUUUAUUUUUUUUUUUGUUUCAGAAUCUAAAAAAUCAGAUAAUGACGACCAAUUUGUGGGUGGAACAGGUAAAAUAGUAUUUUAUUUUCAUAUCAUUCGUCCAAUUGUAAAAAAUAUUCGCCCCUCACCCUCCCUUGCAAAUAAAUCAUUAUAAUAAAGGAGGUACUUGAUGAACAUUUUUAUAUUCACUAUACACGAGUUUAUGUUAUUAUACACAUUAUUUGUAUUAGUCUGUUCUGUGAUUCAUCCCUUUCUCUACAUCGAGAUGCCAAUCGAUAUACUUCUUUUUGUAUAUAAUAUGCACGUGUUUACGGACACAGUUUUUUGUUACACUUUUUAUACUUACGUAUAUAUAUAUAUACUAUCGUUGUUCUAUCGUUAUGGACAAAAAACCACUAUUGUUUCAAAGAAUGAGUUAUCGAAAAACCCGGAACUAAGAAAAAGGCGGUGAAAAAAAAUAUAUCAAUUUAUUAAAAACAUCGUGAUUGAUACCUAUACCCAGGUAUAAUUUUAUACAUCCACAUUUUUUUUUCGGAUAGAAAAAGGUAUAAUUAUUGUACAGUUAUCAAUUUGGAAAUUAAAAUAUUUAAUUCAGUAAAAUUUAAAAUCUGGAAUUCAGGUUUUUUUUAGAUAUCAAUAUAAAUCUUAAUAUAAGUUUAUUAAAUUAAGUAUAUAUUUAAAUAUUUUAAUAUAAAAUUCGCUAAUCGCUGUAAUCAAACGCGAUGUUCUCAUUUGUUAGCUAUAAUGAUAAUUAUGGCUAACAUUUAUUGGCUAUACUAUAAAAGGAUAAGAAAGGUAUUUGGUUUAUUAAAAAUAUACAAUAAAAAUGUGCUAAAAUAUACCAUAAUCAUAUUAUUAAAUAAGUACUUAGAAUACUAAAACAUGUUUGUUAAAAUUCUAUUUUUAAAAAAAAAAAAGAGAUACUAAUCUGAAUGAACUCAUCCAUUAAUGUACGCCAACAAAGUAAAAUAUAAUGAACACUUAAAGUAUGAAAACAAAUAUUUUAAACGGGUGUGCCACUGUUGUAGAUGGGAAUUUGGGAAAGUAGGGUACAUAAAGUUAUUUAAUUUAUAUCCGUAAGCACAGCGAUAAACCAUUGCUAACGGGAAACGAUUCGGAACGAAGUUUAAACUCAAUUUAAUUUUUUUUGCCCACUAAGUACAACUUAAAAUGAACCUACUGUCAAAUUGUCAAGUUUUUCUGUUAAGUCUAAUAGUUUUAUCCACAGAGUACCUACCAAAUAAAAAUUACGUAAAAAACUCGCAAAAUGUAAUUGUCCAUAAAUAACUAAAAAAAAAAUGUUACCAUGUUUAGAAAAUCGAUUUUUCCAAGUGUCAAAUGGUGUACGAAUAUUAAAAUUACGAUUGCAAAUGGUUACAAAUGAAAUAACGAUCAUUGUUAUCAUUCUGGAGUCUGUAGAACUAAAAAAAUACUGAUGGCGGUACUGGUGUAACGGUUGCACCAGUUUCGCAAUUUGAAAAUCGGUUUUUCCGAAUUUUGAGUGGUGUGAAAAUGUUAAAAUCAGGAUUUCAAACGGUUACAAAUAAAAUAUCAAUCGAUAGGAUAAUUAUUUACAUUGAUAUUGGUGGUACACUGGGAUAACGCGCCUGUUCAUUCACUUUUCGGACUUUCAUUCCGAUGAAUUAAUUUAAGAUUAUAUUUUUUAAAUGCCAGACAAUAAUACAUAAUAUUCUAAUAUUAUUCGGUAGGACAAUAACGAAGAAAUUCCGUUGACCAUGCUUUCGCGGCUCGUCCGUGGUCGACGACUCCGGGACACGUACUCGUAAAUUGUUUUUCGAGAAGUAGUACGAACUGAGUAAUCUAAUUUCGAGUACAUUUUUUAAUGAGGUCCUGAAUUUGGAGUUUUAAUAUUAUUCUUAUAAAAACUAAAACGACCGAGUUGAAACGGGGUUGAAGUUAAAUAACUUUAUAUAUCCUACUUUUCUAACUUCCCACCUACAACAGUGGCGUACUCUUCUCCGGAAUCGGUUAUUUUUUUUUUUUUUAAUUAUGUAAGUAAUUGCUCAUGAACUAAAACUAACAAUAGCACUCAUAAUUAUAUUAGUUGAUAAUGUCAAUUAAUGGAAUAAAUUAUAUUUGAUUAUAUUUGUUAUAAAACUCUUGGUUUUAAUUGGUUCGACAAUUUUACCUGAAUAUUAUUGAACUUUUUUUUUUUUUUUAAUCAUUGUUUUAAUAAUUAAUACAUAUUAUUUCAGGCCUAACGGUCACGAAAUAAAUAAUAACUUGUAUGGUUAAAAUUGUUAAGAGUACAAUAUAUGAUACGUAAUUUUCUAAAUGAAAGUGUGACGUAUCCCAGUUAUUGAUGUGUGCCGUGUCACGUAUGCAUGUAAACGCAUAAUAAUAUAUUAUCUAUUGUUGACAUUUAUUAUAUUAGUAGGCCAAUAACAAAAAGUUAAAUAAAUAAAUCGACACUGUAUUGUAGCCUAAACAAGAGACAACACGAAUUCAACUCUACUUUGGAUUUUUCUCGAUAGGUCCUGGUUACUUACGAAUGACGUUACCGUAUUAUACAGUAGCCACAGGCAUUUUUGUAUUUAAGUGUUUUUUUUUUGAAUUAAAGGUUUAGAAGGCGGGGAUCUCGGUAAACCCUCCAAGACCCCACUCUAAACACCUCCCAUUGAUAAAUCUUUUCUAUGCCACUGACCGUAUAGAUUGCAACGUCCAUUCGUGGAAUACUACACAAAAGGCACAAGAAACGGUACAAGUCGUUGUUAAUGGGAUAAGUACCGCCUUUAAUACCUACUAUAUUAUAUUAUAAUAUCACAAUAUCGGUUUAUAAUGUGUCGUUAUUAAAUCAUAAUGUCAUAAAGGGCGCCUAGUUAAUAUUUACAUUAUCUCCUAUGGUCUAUCGAGCACGAAAAGCGCAUCGUAAUAAUAAUAUUAGAAUGUCGUACCUCGUGUGUGUGUGUGUGUGUACAUACUAAAAGCAGUACAUAAUUCGUUGGACGAACGUACACGUACAAUAUUAUAUAGAUAUCGCGGACGAAUUAAUGAACUAAAAUGUCUCGUCAAUUAAUAUAAUAGCCAAAGAUUAGAUUUCUCGUGGUUAUUGAAACGAAAACGCGUGUACGCUAUUCGAAGACUGGUGAAUGGUUGAUAAUGAAUACGGGCGUAUAGAUAUAAUAUUAUUACACCGAGAAACGACGUCCGUACAGCUGCUAAGCCGUGUUAACCGUGCGAAUAUUCAUAAUAAGUAAAAUGUGACAAAUGUCUAAAUACUGUUUUAGAGCUUAUCGAAAUAAUUCGUUUUAUACACAAACAAAUAAUAAAAACAAAAUGUAGCAAGAAGGAUGCAUGCCUAACCAGAACGUAAAACGAAAAUAGUUGAUACUGCUGGGUAUGGCACUUUUGUAGUUGAAUAGUUGAGAAGGUAAAAGUUAUUUAUUUUAUAUCUAUAUACACAACGAUCAACGAUCGAUAAAUAUAAUUAUAAAACGAAAAACAAUUCUGAGCGAAUUUCGCUUAUACCACGAUUUCCGUACAAAUUUGUAUUAAGACUUUUUUUUUUUAAUAUAUAUACAUAUUUUACAUUUAAAUUUUUUAACCGCUUACAAAUUGUUCGUUCGUUUUUACUCAAUUUUUACGAAAACUACAAAGAAAAUCGAAAAACGACUUUCUUAUUGAAUUGAAUACGUAGAUCCGAAAUACCACAAAAAAGUUCUUUGUGCCGUUUCUUGAUUUCAACAAGAUUUUUGAAUAAAAAUAUCUAAUUCUUUAAUUUAUAACCUGGUAAAGUUAAAAUUCGGUUGACCGUUGCCAAAACGCAAAAUUUUUCUAAGAGUUGGAUAAAACUUUGCGACAGUCAAUUUUAACAUUUUCAAUGUGAUGACUACGAAGAAACCGUAUAUCGAACUUUUUGUUUCGAAACUUUCUAUUUUAAAUUCAGUAGCUAUAGGGAAUUAUUAUUCAAAAAUGGUUCUCUACUUUGCUGAUUUGUAUGUAGAAAUUCGCCGCGGAACACUGUAUUCUACAAUCGUUCUUAAAUUUGAUUUACAAGAUAAGUACUCUCGAUACGGAUUCCAAAUCAUUGACCCAUAUAUUAUUAGAAUUGAUCCGGCUGGGAAAAAGUAUAAAGAACCCGGGCCAGCGAGUAGGACCAUUAAAAUUCCCGACGACGACGUAUGAAAAAUAGCACUCGUAGUGCAUUAUUGCGAGUCACAUUUUUCUAACGCACAUUGAUUGUGAUUUUUUUUUUAUUUGUCAGUCAUCCGCAGAUAUUCGUCUAUGAUAACUGUAAUAAUACGAUACAUAGUAUAAUUACAUUCAAUUAUAAUUAAGUACAGUAUAACAUGUUUUCCGAAAACCAUCCGAGAAGAAACUUUAAUAUAAGUAUCUACGUAUAAUAUAAUAUAUACAUAUAUUAUAAUACGUUAUAUACAUAUAUUAUGUUAUAAUGUAUACGGAUCCUGCAGAGGACGUGCAGUUGAACAGGUAAGGAUGUUAUAAAAAGAACAACCGGAACAUUUUCCAUAAUAAUGCGAUAAGUAAUUGCAUAGUUGGUUCGUAUAAAAACGGGAGAGGGUGCUGAGAGUUGCAAAUUUUUAAUAUUAAAAUCAUGCCAUGUUAAAAGCCAUAUAUAAUAAGAAGUUUUCCGAAAACUUCUUCCUGUUCCGUAAGUACGGCUCCCUACCAUAUAUAAUAUUAUAAUAUUAUUUUAGCGUCAAAAUUAUAUUCUAUGUAUUACUGCUACUAUAUGUAGAAUUUGGGUCACCGGUAAGUUUUCCGUUAGCAUUUGCUUACCGAAACUUCUUCGCAUGUAGUUCAACUCAUCCCUUUCGAUUUCCAAAACUGACGUGCGCGUGUAUAUGUGUAUAAUGUAUACACACACACACACACACACACACACACACACACACACACACACACACACACACAUGAAUAUAUUACAUUAUACGGAAUAUUAUUAUAUUGUAUAUAGUUUAAACUCGGACUUUUGUAAUAAUUCUUUUUACGCUAAAAACAACUAUCAAAAUUGCCGUUGAAAUUGGAAUCGUAUAAUAAGGUAAUAAUAAAAACAGUGAUAAUAUUAUUAUUUUCGUUGUAGUAUUGUUCAGUACAAGAAAAUUAUUGACGGUAAUAUUUAUACCUAUUACAUUUCGCAAUAACAUUGAACCAUCAUAUUACUGCCAACAAAUAUGUCAUACUUGUAUCUCGUACCCUUGUAACUUACGAAAAUCAGCAGGAAUAUUGCAUUAUUAACUAUAAGUAUAUCUAGGUGUUUUACCUUUUUUUUUUUUUCAUUAAUUGUAUGUAAUUGAUGUAAAAUAAAUAUCGAAAAUGCCGGAUGUACUAUCGUACAGGGGGUAAAUUACUAUUGUGUAUUUGAGAAGUUUGAAAGGUAUUAGACAAAGAGUAUAAUUUAGUUUACUAUAUGAACCGAAAUAAUCGAUGAAUAGUUACAAACAAAGAACUAAAGAAAAGAGAAACUCGGUAAACUUCUAAUAUUAUUAGUAUUAGUCGUGUUGUUUCCUCUCCGAGUAGGUAAUCUAGAAAUCAAAAAAAAAAUAAAACCUAUUCACUUAUCGUCAUUUAUUGUCAGCUGUUUUUUAUUUAGUUAUUUGAUAAAUCACAUCAAAUAAAGAAAAUUUGAACAUUAAUUAUAGUUAUAGUUAGCGAGGGAUCUAUUGGUUUUACUAUAAUGCGUAUUUUUUUCUUGUGUCUGUAAAUAAAUUUUCUAUCAGAAAGUUUGCUCUAAAGUAUGGACUAUAACACCAUUUCUGAAAGGUAAUUUUCAUUCGUCUCGCAAUUGACGUCUAUAAUACUAGCUAAGUUGUAUUUAGGAAAGUAAUUUUGAAAUUUCUCGAUUUUGGAAAUCGGAGAAAACAGAACAACGACCAAAAGCGUAUAUAAUCAGGAUUAUGUAGUAAAUUCCCGUGAGCUUUGUAAGUGGCAAGACAAAUCUCUAGAAAAAUACAAAACGAUGGGCUGUUAAUGAUGUACAUUGUUGGGUAUAUAUAAAUCUAGAAUACGAGAUGUUGAUCAUUAUUAACUAUUAGGUGCCUGUUGUCAUGAAACGGUACAAUUUAUCAGUAAUAUUUUUGAACGCUUAAAAAUAUUCUGUACAGUUAUUUUUCUUAAGCUGAUCAAUGCUAUACAAUUAAUUUAAUGUUGAAAGAUAGCGUUUAUAACGAUCUGAGUUCAACGUAUAUGAUAAAGAGAUUAUUGUUGACGAUGUAGGUGGCGAUAAAUCGUCACUGGCGAAAUUCAAGAUUUAUCCAUUUCACCCAAAAUAUGAUCUAUUUGAGUUGUGGGUAUAUAUACAUCUUAUUAUUUCUUUGUCGUGAUAGUAUUAUUGUUAUCACGGUAAAUAGUAACAAUAUAAUAUGUGAUUGUGUAUGUAAACGAGUUGAUUAAAAAACAAGAAAAUAUUAUGUUCUUUGCUAAUUCGUUUCGUAUAUUUUAAACAACAAAUUUACUUUAAAGAGAGUUGUAAGCAAGUUGUUGAAUUUCUUUGUUUGUCGAUCCUAUCUCACCCGGUGUUUAAAUGUGUCUCCGAAUACAAAUAAUAUCUAACUAAAAAAAAAAAAGAAUAUCUCAAUGUCCAAUUAUUAUAAGGCAAACAAGUGAGGUGAUCAUACUUGUACUAUACACAACAACGUCAAACAACAACAUAUUAUUAUGUGAGUACCCAAUUAGGGCUAACGAAAGUUAGCAUCUCCCGCAAUCGUUUCGCGGCCUGUUUGAAUUUCGGCAAUAAUAAUACGUGAUGCGAUAAGAAAGUGUAAUAUUACUAUACAGCAUGUGCAAUAAUUGUAUGCAAUCGUAAAAAGGUGGCUUUUAUAGUAUGGAGUAUUUUAUUAAGGGACAAACGUGUAGGCAAUUUGCGUUCGGCAUAGAUAACGUAGUUGUGUAAGUACGUACAGGUAUACAGUCGCAUGCACGAGUAACCGAUUUCACACUUGAAAAAUAUAUUGUUGCCAAAAGCGAGAGAAAAAUUCACACAGAACCGAUAUCGUUCAAUUUUCGAAAACAUAGCUACAAUCAAAAUAUUAUUCUUCUUUCACAUUUAUCCAUGUGCUCUGUAUGGGAAAUUGAUUUUCAAUAUUUUGGAUAGUCGCUUAUAAUAUUUUUUGGUAAAAUGCAUGCACGUGCUCAAAAUAAACUUGUAUAGCCAGUCAAAGGUUAAAUAAAAAAUAAAACUCAAUGUUCUAGAAAAAAUGAAUUACUAACUAAACUAUAAAAGAAUUUAAUUUUUUUUUUUUUUUUAAUUGAAAUAUUCGACUUUUUAACUUUGGUCUUAAUGUGUGGAAAAUCCGAUUUUUCACAAUUCAUUAACGUAUUAUUUUAUAUAAAAUCAGAAAUAAUGAAUUUCACAAGUAUAAAAGCUUCAAGAAAAAAAUAACGGUACACACAUCCUUUGUUGCAUCAGGGGUACUGUAAUGGUGGCCACUGUUGAAGGCGGUAAGUUGGUUAGGUUGGUUAGAUUAGGUAACGAAAAUUCGUAGCGAGGAAAAACGAUUCUGUCUUUUUUUUUUCAAUGCGGAUUGCACAUAAAUCUUUAAAUAAUAUGAAAAUAGUUCUAUUUCAAUUUUUAUAAAGGGUCCGAAAAAUCAAAACAAAUCAGCAAAAAGUCCAAAAUUCAAACGUUAGUCCUCAUAUUAAACAAAUUUGACUUUUAAAAUUUAGUAUUUCUAUUUUAAAAAAUGAAAAAAUAUUAAGGAACAUGAAAACAUUCAAAUAAACUACCACCUGUCGUGGAAAAUCUACAUGUUUUAACUUGUGCCAUAACUAACUAUUUUUGGAGAAUUUUUACUUACCGAAAAAAUGAUCACGACAAAACCAAUACAUUCCGCGCACCGUUUCAAUAGCGACGUAAUUCGAUUCGGUUUAAUAAUAUAUAAGACGAGAUAUUACUAUUAAUUUUUUCGUGGCGUUUAGUGGUCUGGAGGAGAAAAAUCGAGACCCAUUGAAUAGCCUAUACUUACGGGGUGAAACGAGAGACAUUAUGUGCAUACUUUCGCGAAAAAAUGGCGACACACGUGAGCAUAUAAUAAUAUUAUAAUACCUACCAGUCGUACAUCACUGUCAUCAAGAUUCUCGCCGUUGCCCGAAUGAUAGAUUCGACCACUUAAUAUUUACUGAGGGUCCCGUCGCGUCCCCAUAGACGAAGUAACGUUCCGUUAUUUCGAACGAAUAUAGAAAAAAAUGUCACCUGUCGAGUUUAUUCGCCACGUUUAUUGUUCUGCAUGUUGGUUGAAUACUAUAGGCAGGUAUUUUAUUCUGCAGGUGUUUUUAUAAAUGUGGUCUAUAAACACUCGGGGGAAGGAAAGUGGAAUUUGUUGUGUGAAUGUACCGACAAAUAAGAAAAAUUCCCUGCAGUGCAAUAUGUAUAUACUACACAGUUGUAGUCAAUCGAUUUUAAGUUGAUAUGUCUUUCGUUUGGCAAUUUGAGGCUAUUUGAAAAAGAAAACACAUUUUGCGAUAAAUCGUUCUAAUGCAACGUGUGGAUAAUAUAACCUACUCGUACCAAUGGAAUUGACUGAAUAGGAUAACCGAGAAAAAUAUUAUCAAAGUACGAACAAUAUUUUUCUCCAAACGUAUUUUUAUCAUAAAAGACUUUUCUACCAGAAAUAUUGCUCUGAUUUUCAUGUAUAGUACCUAUUCUGGAAAAAAUAUUUAUUUGAGUGAUACUAUUAUGAGGUCACUUUUGUAUUUUCCAAGUGGAUUUCAUAAUAAUUGCGAAAAACCGGGAAAAACGUAUACAAAUGGGUAAAUUUACGAGAUAAAUUUAUUUUUCAAUUUCAUUUUGUUGUUGUAAUUUAGUUAAAAAUAUUUAUACAGGUUUGAAAUUAGUACAGGAAAAUUAUACUUUGCUUCUAUAGACGAGGUAAAAUAUUCAAAACAUUUUAGCCAUUUUUGAGCUAUUUAUAGGUAUUUCAAUUUUACUAUCUUUUUAAGUAAUUCACAUUCGGUAGGAACUCCGUGGUUAAAAUUAUCAGACAGGACAGGAAUGCUUGGAAAAUUUGACAAGAGGUUCAUUAAAGUUGUAAUUUGUGGUAAUAAUAAAAUACAUUUAGUGUAAUGUGAAAUUUUUUUUCAUAAAAAUAUUCGUAACAAAUUUUGACAAAAAUCGUAAAUAUUGCGGCCUUUUAAAACAUGUUAAACCGAACUCCGCUCAGAAUCGGUUUUCGUUAACAAAGAUUAAUCGUUGCUUUCAGAUAUACAUUAAACCUCUUUCUAUAUCUCAACUUCUCAACUUCUCACCUACAACAGCGGUCCAACCAUCGUGCAAAGUGUGUCGGUCUUUGUUUUUAUUGCAUUUUCUUUAUUUAUUGGGAAUAAUUUCGUACUACAUUCGCAAAUCGUUUUUUCCAAAAAUCAAAAAUGUUUAUUAUAUUUCGUAAUUUGUAUUUGUAUAAGUAUUGUCCGUAUUGCUAUUGUUUUAGAUGUAGAUAUUAUAGAUUUGAUAUUCAAUGUUGGCGAUUUAUUAGGACAUUCUCCCUAUCACCGUUAUGUUGUCCCACACACCACAUCAGCAAUCGAUGAAACCGUUUAGAAAUUGUGUGUAAAAAACGUAAGAGAAAUAAUAUUGAAACCAAUAUUAUAUGUGAUUAUAUUGAUAUCAAUGUAUAACACGGUGUGUUGAUAAAUGUUCACGUUUUGCAGUGUAUACAUUAGAUCAAAUGGAAAAUCAGUUUUAAAAAUUGAAACUGUUUUCAUGAUAAAAUACAGAGGAUAAAUUUGGCUAUUGUUAGUUGGCAUUUAUUAUAUUUUAUUAGUUUUCGUUCGUAAUAAAAUGUAAUAAUAGUGAAUAGUUUUAUAGUAAAUUGCACGUAAUAUUAAUAUUCUCAUAUUCCUUCUAUGUAAUUUCAAUAAUGGCAUGGAAAUGCCUGUAUAUAAUAUACAGGGUAUCCUGCAGUGUUAUCCGAAUGCUAUAAUAACUCUAUCAAUAUUGGUUUUUUUUUAAUCGGGGUUUGUGUCAGAUUAGGUCCCUACGGGAACACAAAUUUAAUGGACAAUUAAACCUUUAUUUCUAUCACUGAAAAAUAAAAACGUUUUAAUUUUACUUUUUAAAAUGUUCAAAAUGUAUUAUUCUAAGAUUUUUAGUUUAUUAUACGUUUAUAUCUAGCGAAAUGCGUGAAAUACAAAAUUACCAUGUUACGCGAUAGCAAAUCACACUCGUAAUACAACAUAAGAUUUAAUGUUGAAAUAAUGAAAUUAAGACGGCUAUUACUAAGAAACUAUUAAUUGAUCGGAUAAAAAUGUAUAAUGCAUUUAAAUUUUCAGAAUAGUAAAGGUAUUUUACCAAAUGGCAAUUUCGAAAAUUUUAAAAAAUUAAGUUAUUUAAUUUUUCACUGAUGAGAAUAAAAAUGUAAUUUUUCUCUAAUGUAUCAAUGUUACCUGACGCAAAACCUGAUUGAAAAAUAAAAAAAUGAAUAUCGACAGAGUUAUUAGCAUUCGUGUGACACUAUAGGGCACCCUGUACAUAUAUAAAUAUAUAUUUUUUUUUUUUAUGGGCUCACUUAAAUUUUGAAAAAUAUCCUAUAAAAAAACCACUUUCUACAUAGUAAAUCGCGAGUCCCGUUUAAAGUCGUCUUACGAAUGUAAUGAUUUAUAACUGCUUUCGAGUUGAAAAAAAAAAAAUAAUAAUAACACAAAACAGUAUAGCGUACGCCGAAGCGAACGAUGCGAAACGAAUAUUCCAAACGCUCGGUUUUCGUAUAUCAUCCCGUCCAUAUUUUUAUUUUUUGUUUUUUUAAACUAAGAUUAUAAAUAAUAUUAAUAUCUUGUUUCGUAUCAACAGAAAUCGGUAAUUCAUAGUGAACAAUACUAUUGUUAUUAGACACUGAUAAACAGUCUGGUAUUUCAAAGUAAGACAAUGUAUAUAUACAUAUUUUUUUUAUCGAUUUCCUGUACGCCAAAAUAAUACAUUAUUUCAAAAUAGCGUGAUUAAAAUUAAUAUCAAUUCAUAUUUGUAUUACACAAUUGUUUUUUAAUAAUUAUAUGGUACCUAUCUGAAUAAUUUAUAACAUGUAGGUACCUAUACUUAAAAUAAAAUGCUAGUGAUCGAUUGUAAUAUUAUUUUAAUGGAUCUCUAUAGUAUUGGUAGUAUAGUAGGCAUACACAUUUAAUUUAUGUAAGGGCACUAUAUCAUUUGCUUUCGUUUUUUAUAAUAUUCCAAAACUUCAUUUUAUACGAGUACUGUACGGAUGACUUCAUAAUAAAAUCAACGUUAAAUCAGUAUGAUUAUAAAGAUGUCAGGCGAUAUUAAAAAAAAAAAAGCGUUUCAAUAGAUUUUUGAGUAUUUGAAUUUGAAUAUAAUAUUUUUUUUGUACAAAAAAAAAAAAAAUAACUGCUUGCCUAGAUAAUUAGGUAGCUAUUAAUGCAAUUAACGAGAAGGGGGCUGGGUUUAUGAUGACGGCUCUAAACCGAAAUAAGGACGUAAGUGCCAAAAAUUAAAUUGUUUUGUAUAAAAAAAAAAACUUUUUAAAUUGUCAGUACUUAUCAUUAUAUUUUUUUUAGUUUCGUGUUUUUGAAAGCUUAUUUUUAAAGAAGUAUAUUUAUCGAACUGUCAAGUUGUCAAAUCCUAUGAAUGUAAAUGGUUUACGAGUAAAAAGUUGUGUAAAUAACAUACUUGUGGCUUACGUCAAAUUGUGUUGAAAUUAUUUUAUUGUGAACACAUGAUGUUAGUGACAGUGUGACCAAAUACAAAUUGAGACACUUAAGCCAAUUUGUUACAUUUAACCCUUAUUUAAGUAAAUUAAUGUCGGAUACGCCAUAAUCCUAUUUAUUCGUAAAAACAUCGUAAAGGAAAGAUAACGGUAUUAUUGUUAGUGCAAUCGAUGCUCCGUUCAAUUUUGAAACAAGUGUUACUUACGCUCUUUUGGCUUAGAGCCAUCGAUCACCCCUUCCCCCAAAAAUUUAUGAUUUUUUUUACAUAAAACAGAUAUUGUUUCGAUUUUUUUUUUUUGCGAUUGUUGAUAAUAUUUCUCCCUACAGUUUAAAAUAGUGUAGGUACUAUAUGAUUCCAAAUUUAAUACUUUCCCAAAAAUUAUAAUUUGAAAUACAUAUCCCACCGCUCCCCUCCAAAAAUUAACCCGGUUGCCCCACAAUGUAGGUAUUUACUCAUAUUUUAUGACAUUGAAUACCUAAAUAUUUUCGAUACCUACGCGGCAAAGGAAUGAUUAUUAUUCCUAUAUAAUAUAAAACGCAUUCCUCGUUCCGCUCAGAAUCUAAAAAAUGUAUAAAUAUCCUAUGAAAAUGUUAAUCUGUUGUAAAUGUUAAUAAAUAUAUAUAUACUAUACUAUAUUAUUAAUAUCGGUUUUUGUGUAUGAAAGCUCGCCAUAUGAUUGAUUCGAUCGAUUAUACCUAUUAUAUUAUUUAGUUAGCAAGUUUAUGACGUAUAAAAUAUAAGCGUGAUGCGAGAUGUUAUUCGAUGAUUUAUGAUCGAUAAGUCUUCGUCGCCACCGCCGUGCGCUGUCGUGUAGAAUGGGCAAAACUUUAUACAAAUAAAUAAUGAAUUAAACGGCCAGAUACACCAGCCACGAGCAGAACCUCGGGUAAACUUAAAUUUAUACCGGACGGAGGAAAAAACAGAGAAAUUUUGGUUUGGUAUAAAAUAGUCCCUUGGGUUCAAAGUUAAAGAAUUUCAGUGUUUUUGCAGCACCGCUAUAAUAUUAUCACAAUAAAAAAAAAUUCUUAAACUUUAAAAACUAUAAUAUAAUCCACUAUAUUAUACUGAGUCGUUUAUAUUAUAUAAUACCUCUAAAACAAAUAUUUAACUUAUUAUUGUUAUUUUCUAUAUGACUGAAUCAUUAUUCAACAAAAUAAUCUAGGGAAUCUAUAUUAUUUGAAUAAAAAUAAAAAUUAUAUGAUCGGCAAUGAUAAUAAUAAAUUAGAGAUAGAAUUUUUACUCGGUGAAUUCUGAAUUUUGAGUUUUUUCCAUUUAUUUAUUUAUUUAUUUAUUUAUUUAUUUAUUUAUUUAUUUAUUUAUUUAUUUAUUUAUUUAUUUAUUUAUUGUAAUUUAAACGGGCUAAGCCCAAUACAUGUUGUGAAUAUGUGUGAUAGCAGGUGAUAUUAAUACGUAAUUGUAUUAAAAAAUAGAGGAAGAAAUAAUUCAUAAGGAAAACAGUAGAGAAUUAAUAAUAUACUAUGAAUUAAUGAUUAUUAUAAACACAUAAAUGUAGUAACUGAUAACAUCUAAUUAAAAAAUUACAAGAAGACUGAAUAGAGUUUAAAUUAAAAAAAAAAAACAACUUGGGCAUCAUUAUCUAAUCUAGUGGGCCUAUUUAAAGGAGCAUUUAUGAUAUAGUUACAUCGGUCCAUUGGUCCUACAUAAUGUUUAUAUCUUAAUAAUAAUCUGGUAUUCCGGGCGAUUUCCUUUUUCAUCUACGAAAGACUCUAGCUUGGCCCCUCUGGUUUUGUUUAGAAAAUCUCUAGAUAAAGGAAUUUUUCCUUCCAUACUAAAAAUUAGCUCUUCAUUACCAUUAUUAAAAGCGGGUAACCCCUCUUAUGUUGUAAAUUAUCGUUCUAUUGCUAAUCUCUACCAUUUAUUAAAAGUUUUUGAAACUUUAUUCAGUCGUUCUAUCCAGCUAAUAGUUAAUUCAUUUCUGAUAGAUAAACAACAUAGGUUGUGACCAGACCAGGACUGUUGUAGGUGAGAAGUUAAGAAGGUAGUGGAGUAAUUUAAUAUUUAUCUGUAGGCGAAACGAUUGACCAUUGCAAAGAAAAAACGAUUGUGAGCAGAAUUCGGUUAAUGGUGUUGUUUUGUCAACAAAAUAUAUGUCACAUUAUGGUAAAAUAAUUACAUUUGAAACAUAUUUUUUCCUUAAAAAUAUUUGUUUAAUAUUCUAUAUAUUUUCUCGGUUUUUACCAUGUCUUUCCCAUUUAUUGGGAAAACUUCUGGAAAAAUCGAAAAAAUAACCUUCCUAAAGUACCAUGCCAGUCAGAUUUCCUUUCAAAAAAGAUGUUAUACUUAAUACUCGGAACAAGGUUUCUGGUAGAUAUUGUGUUUACGUUACAAAAAUAUAAAAAAUAAUAAACAUCUUUGCAAAAUAAAUAAAUUCUUCGCUACACUCAGAAUCUAAAAUAAUAAUAUCAAAUACGUAUUUUAUAAUAUACUACCUACAUUUUUUUUAUAGAUUAGAUUUUCAAUGUAGCGAGAAAUGUAUUAGUAUUAAUAUUAUGGUUUUUUUUUUAAAAACUUUUCAAGCGGACUAAUCUUCUUAGAUUGUCAAGUAUUUUUUCUAAAAUUAUAUAUUUUCUAGUUGGUGAAUUGAGUACAAAACACGGAAAAAUACAAUUUUUUAUGUAGUUACAAAUCUAUUUAUUUAUACAAUUAUUUAAAUUAAGUGAUCUUCUCAUUAUAAACUUCGAAUACGAUUUUUAAAAAGCCAACAAAAUUAUAUAUCCAUAUAAAACCAAACUAAAAAAAAAAAAUGAAAAUAUUUAUGUAUAAUUAACAAAAAAUGUCAGAAGUGACUAAUGUAUGUGUUAUAAAUGAACAUUUCAGUUAUUUUUUACUGAAUUACAAUAGCAAAACAAAAUCGAAAAUAACAGUUGUUAAUAAUAUCAUAUGUUUGUGCGUAAAUACUACUGUUUUGUUAAGUUUUCCCCCGGGUUUUUACAAUUGUUCAGGAGACUACGAGAAAAAUCAAAUAAAAUUACCUCGUCCAUGCGCCGACUAAGAACUACUAGAAACUAUUAUGACGCCAUUUUAUUCGUACCCAUCGGAUUAGUGUUUUUUGUCACACAAAUAAAUGACGACAUUUCUGGCUCUCGCAUUAACAGGGUAAAAUGACCGCAAUUAUGUUCUUAUACUUGUUAUAAUUCUGUAUCUAGUAAAUAAGGGUAUAAAUAAUUUAUUUCGUAAAUUUGACCUUAUCUUUUCUACCCAACUUGUCUGUUGAGGGAUGCACAACUACGUACAGACACAUAUUAUAGAACAUACAUAAAUUACAAAAAAAAUACUGGAUCGAAAUUCUUAUCCCAGGUGUGCUUUUUAAUUUAUUUUUGAAUUUAUAGCGGAGUGAGAAAUGUAUUCGAUUUUACUUUGAUGUUUCUGAUAUUAUGAACACGAUUUCCACCGCGAUAGACUUGCAUUCCGAUAUCAUCAACAUCAAAGGCACGGAGAUUUGUAUAGCAUUUUUGAUUUAGCUGGGACAUUCGGAAGGUUAUUUAGACGUACACGAGUUUAUUUUCUCUGGGGGUCGACCUUUAUUAUUAUUAUUAUUAUUAUUAUUGUUUUUUUUGUUGGGGUGAUGCUUUUCGUUCCACCGCAAUACUCGUGUUUCCAAUAACAUCAAGAAAUGGAUACGAUAGACUACAUUGGAUUUACUAAUGGCCAAGAUUAAAAAGUAAACCACAUGUUACCAACAUUAUAGUCGAUACAGAAAUGUUUGCAUUUAAGUGUUUCGAAGGUACUAUACGUGUUACUAAGAUGUGAUUUACGUUUCACGGAAAAUUCUUUUUCUGUCGUAAAUAUGUUCAACACAUAUGUAUUUUCACUUAUUUUUACUUUUCUGGGAUAUUUUUCAUAGAUACUAGGUUCUAAAAUGUUUUCUAUAAUAUUAUGAAAUUGACAAUGAAUGACGAUGCAUGGAUUUUAUUAUUAUUAUUAUAAUUUUUUUUUUUUUUUCGGUAAUUGUAAUUGGGUUACUUUGUGUACAAUGUACAAAAAAUACGAAUAAUAUAAUAUAAUAUAACCUUACCGGAUAUCUGAAUACUAUUCAGGUUCGUUUUUGUUAUAAUUUUAAUAAUUUAUCAUUGCUUAUAUAGUAUAUAAACUAUAUUUCUUCAUACUUUUCCAAUUAAUCAGCCACAACAGUAGCUUUCUAAUGGUGGUAGUAUUUUAAAAUAUAUUUUAUGUAAAACACAUAAUUCGUUUUAAAUACUUAAUUUUUAAUAUUUUCUUCUCCCUAUGCAAUUUGAUGGUCAAUAAUAUCAUUCGUUAUUAUUAUUUAUCAUUCAAUUCUUGCGGACUCCUUACUAUAUAUUUUAGGUAAGGUUCAUUUAUUAUUCUACGGCCACUUAAAAUUAUUAUGGAAGUGUUCUGGUUUGUAUAGUUUGUUCGAAAACUUUAACAACGCACUUAAGUCAAAAUAUCGUAAUAUUGUAAGUAGAUACAUUUUGGUUUUUAAAAUUAUAAAGUUCAAACAAUUCAAAAUAUAUAAUUGUAGACAGAAAAGACGUUCGUAUUUUGUUAGUAUAUUUUUGUUGUAAAUUUGUUGAAAAUUUAGUUGAAAACUAAGGUACGUUUUAUAAUUGAUGAAUUAUUAUAACGCAUUACAAUUCGAUUUCGAAUUAUAAUAGUCAAUAAUUAUAAAACAAUAGAAACUAUAAAAAUAUUUAAAUUGUAUACUAAAACCUAUACAUGGUUAUGCGUACGUAAAUAAUAUCUACAAUGAAGUUGUUUACAAUAAAUUAAUUUCUUUCAAUUUUUUAAAGGUGUAAUUUUCACUUGAUAAGUUUAAAAAAAAAAAAAAUACAUAUAAACAAGUUUAUUGAUCAAUUAUUUUUUCGGUGUGCGGACCAUAUGUUGUUUUUCGUGUAUUUUUCUAGAAACGAACAAAAACAAAUGUAUAUAUACUUCAGUGUAACUUGUACCUACGGUUAUUAUACUAUUAUGAGUACAUUAAUUAAAUAUAAUAGCUACAAAAGAAAAAAAAAAUCACGUGUUAAGUACACACGGUUAGGUGUUGCAGACAAGGGGAUAUAAAGGGUUACUCGCGAGUAGGUACUUUUUUUUUUUUUAACAAAAAGUUAGGAAAACUAUUAUGAAACGUAAAAUGAUAUUGUACCGGCGGCAGCAGUGGCGGUGCAUAUACCUACGUAUACACUAUACGUACGCUAAACCUCGAGAAUUAAACAACUUUAAAUUAAAUUAAUUAUUACAUUUUAAACAGUGAGUUUAUUAUAAUAUACAACCCGAUCAUGGCGGUAACAGAUAAAGCACGAAGUUAGAAAAUAUUUUCCGUGGUUUUUAAUGGUUUUCUGUUUGGUAGUUUGGUAUUUAUACAAAUUAAAGACGACGUGAAACCUAUGUAUACAUUGCUUUAGUCCAACAGACAGGAAACAUAGUUAAAUUACGUUACUUAUAACAUCGACAAUGAUGGCAUAUAGGUUGAAAUUGGAUUUUAAAUACAAAAUUUAACAUUUAAAUAGGAGAAUGAGACCUAAAUACAUCUAUACUUAAUAAAAAGCUGAUAAUGAAAACUGGGCGUGCCAUUGUUGUAAAGGGGAAUUUGGGAAAGUAAGAUAAAUUAAAUUGUUUAAUUUCUAUCAUUAAGCAACGAUAAACCAUUGCUUGCAAAAACCGAUUAGGAGGGGAUUUCGGUUAUACACGCUUUAAAAAACCGUUCGUAUUUUUGUUUGUUUUUUCUUUUUUUAUUAAUUUUUGGUCUUUCAUGGUUUUUCCCAAUUAUUUUGAAAACCCCCUAGAAAAUCAAAAAAUUACCAGUUUUCAACAACUAAAUAAAAUUUCCUUUCAGAAAAAGUACUAUACUUAGAAUAUUUUGAAGCAAGUUUUCUGGUAAAAAAAGUUGUUCACUGACACAACAAAAAAAAACUUUGCUAACCCCGCUACGCCUGAAUCUAAUGAAGCUGAACUAACAUAGCUUGCAGACCUCGAAAAUAUUCUUCCUUUUAAAUGAUGUAUUUAUUUAAACACGAAUUUCAACCUAAACGCCCCAAUUCAUAUUCUAAAAGAAACUAAAUUUCGCUAUGUUGUCCUUUAAGUGCGUUCAGGCAGUUAAUGGGGUCAAUUUCAAUGGCACCCCCAAACCAGUUAUUGCGGGUAUCGCGUUCUCUUAUAACGUAUACCUUAUUAGACACCUACAUGAAACACGUAAAAUUGUUUGUACAGAAAAUUAAUUUUAAAAUAUUUAAAAUUUUUAAACGAUCUAUCAAACUUACGUUUUUUUUUUUUUUUUUUUUAUAUUGAACGAAAAAUAUAGACUCAAACAAUAAUUAAUCAUGUAAUCGAACAUUACCGAAAGAUUAUUUUUUUUCACGUAGAAUUAUGACGUGACAUAUAACUCGUAUUUACUUUAUAGGUGUCAAUAUAAUAUUUUCACACAACUGACUUAUUCUCGUGGAAGUUUUAUAGUGGGUAUAUUAUUUUAUUGUACAGAGAAAAAGUCAAUAGUAAAUUUAGUUGCUAUAGGUAUAGAUAAUAGCAGCAAGAUCGCGAGAUCCGUGUAUAACCGCUUAUCGAAAAAAUAAAAUUGACAGCCGUUAAGAAGCGGGACAGAAACGAUAGUGAAAUAUGUGUAAUGUGUAUGAUUGGUAAUUUGUAUAACAGUUGGGCAGUCAUAACAAUUCAUUACUGCCGUGUAAAUUGCAGCCGACUUUAAUAAUGCAUGCGAGUUUGCGAUCUAAUUGUCAUCUACAUUUUUUCUCUCAUACUCGAUUAUUAUCGAUACUUUUUACUCUCCGUGCAUAAUCGCGCAAAUAAUAUAAUACCCCACACAUCUUUUUAUGGUGCUUGCGAUCGCGAAAUAAAAAAAAGCCGAAAUUGUCGACCGUGAAUCAGUUAAUCUCAUUUUUUUUUUGGUUCUUAUUACACUAUAUUAAUCAUUACAAUAUUUCAAUAUUAUUAUCGUUUUAUCGUUAUUGUUGUUGCAGUCGUGGUACGAUUACAAAUUGCAAUGGGACCCGAAGGAGUACGGAGGCGUGCAAAUGCUCCACGUGCCGUCCGACCACAUUUGGCGUCCGGACAUCGUUCUCUACAACAAGUAA